AUGAGCCCAUACUUGCUCUCUUUGCUUCUCGCGCUGCACCUGGCCGCGGUGGCGCUCUGUCUUUCCACGUGCAGCACGCUGGACAUGGAGCAGUUCAAGAAGAAGCGCAUCGAGGCGAUCCGGGGUCAGAUCCUGAGCAAGCUGAAGCUCAGCAGCCCCCCGCAGGACUACCCGGAGCCCGAGGACGUGUCUCGGGACGUGGUGGCCAUCUACAACAGCACACGUGAUCUCCUGCAGGAGAAGGCGAAUGAACGCGCAGCCACCUGCGAGAGGCAGCGCAGCGAGGAGGAGUACUACGCCAAAGAGGUGCAUAAGGUGGACAUGCAGCCCCCCUACCCCUCUGAAAGUAAGUCCAAGAGUGAGAGAGAGUAAAUGUGUAAGUGUUUGUGUGAGUGUGAGAGAUGCAGAGAGGACAAGGUGGACUCGCAGCUCCUCUACCCCUCUAAGUUAGAGAGAAAGAAAGAAUGGCUAAGAGUGGCAAAGAUAGACGGAGUGCACAGCGUGGGCAUGUUUGUGUAUGCAUGUGAGCGUUUGUGUGUAAAAUAAAUCAAAAUCCUUGCAUUAUUGUGUAUUUUUUACAUUAGCUGCACAAUGUUACCUCAAUAUGUUAUAUUAAUAAUAAUUUAAAAAAUAAUAAUAAUUCUUAUUUUUAUCAUUCUUAUUAUAACGUACUACUUAUUUAUUACUAUUUUUAUUGUAUUACUUUGAACAAUUAAUUCUUACUUCAGUUUGAUGAGAGAGUCCUUGUCGCAGUUACAGCCCUGUGGCCUGAGGUUAGUUCCUAUCAAAGGGUUUAAUUUGCAACACAUACAAACAUUUCACAUUCAGAUUUGCCUCUGGGAUGUCAGUGCUUGCAGACAGUGUUUCCUGUCUAUAGGCUCUGAAUGUGCUGGAGCAGUAUAAGUGAUGGACAAAUAGAUCAAAGAAUACUGAAUUUGUUAAAACAACUGAAGACAUAUGAUCGUAUGACAAUGGCAGUUUUCACCAAAAACAGAAGCCGUUCACACAUGCUUUAGGGUUAAAGCUGGGGUAGGCAGGAUCUCUGAAGUGCCAGUUUAAGGAGAAAUUUUAAAUGUAAACACUACCCUUCUCCGACAGUUUUCCCCUCAGCUCCUCUUCUCCCCUCCCUCUCUCGCUGCUCCAGCAGGCCCCGCCCACAAACAGAUGCUCGCGCUCACACCAACUCCUGGCAAUUUACUACCAGACUAGUCAAUUAUCAUUAUCAAUCACAUCAGCAAAGACUUGGAACAACUUUUGUCACAACAGAGUCAGCAGUAGUAAUGGUGCAUACAAGAUAACACACAAAAUAAAAUAUAACAAAUUUAUUGAAAAAAUUAUGUUCAAACAAUAAGUCCUCUUGGUCAGAUGUACAUCUUGUGGGACCUUUAUGGUGUUCAAACUUAAUGCUCUGGAGUUUUUGUUAUACAGCUUGCAGUACCUGAAAUGAAGAGAAGGAGGGUGUGGUAUGAAGAUAUUACUCUGUCUAAAAUAUCGAUUGUACUUAUUUAUUUAUCUGUAAACUUUCCUAGCUGCUUCAUCACUCAACAACACCACCAUGCAAGCUUUUUGAAAACAACAAUGGUGCUUCCAAUUAAAUUCAGCUAUAAUAAAGAUAAUUAUUUUAGAUAAUUACGAAUGAAGCCCAGUCAACAUUAAAGUAAAUAGCAUUGGUGCUACUGUAGAUGCCAAAAGACUACCAUGCAGACACUGGCGACUUACAAGCACCACAGCACAUUUAGAUAUUUACAGGAAAAUGAAGUUAGAAGCUUACCAGUCCAGGAGAUGAAUGGCGAGCUUGGAAUCCAGCUUGAAGCCUAUACUAUCAGUUGUCUCCAUCUCUGAAACGCUGCUCUGAUAUUUACCCAUGUUUUGUUGCAUUUAUUGUCAGAUUCUCUUUUAGACUCAUUUUUUUUUUUUUAAAGAAAAGUCCGUUUUCUGUCUUUUGGCCUGCUUUUUAGUGUAGGCAGUUGUUGCCAACACAGAAAUAGUUUUUUUUUCUCUCUGAUUAUCCGCCAUGGCGACCGAGGUUGUGUCGCGAAUGCGCAUUGGUGUUUACUUUCCUAGACUUUCUUUACUGGCCUAUGAUUGGCUGACACCACCGUCAUGGUACAGAUCUUCUCAUGCCUGUUUACAGAGCUAGGAGGAGAGGCAGAAGUGUGAUCUUCUCUCAGAUCAUUUCAAAUGCAAUACGCUGAAUGGUUAUUAUGAAUUUUUUUCAAAAUGAUAAAAAAAAUUAUUCUGCCUACUGUACCUUUAAGUAUCUGUGGUUAGGAAUCCAGCAGGACUGUGGUAUCUCCUAUCAUGGACAGAUAGAGGAAUAACAAAGAGAUACCCACAUCUGUAUGUACCCUCAAUACAUUGGUCCUAAGUACCAACUGGUGUCACCACUGUUUAGUUUAGCUGGUACAAGCCUCUAAUUACAUUUGUGCUUAAACGUUGCAAAAGAAAAUUCAUAUAAAAAACAAUGAAAAAAUUAAUGAGAACAGUAAAACAAUAGUGAAACAUUUAAAGAAGUACAAAUGUUGUGUUUGAAUGAGUGAUUCUUUGUGAGCCUGAUUGCCUGUGCUGUGCUGCGUAUGACACGUCGUGGUUAAGAAAGUCUACAGUGUCCCUUUUUUCAUGAGAUAAAGGUGAUGGUAAUCUUGUUGUUGUAGUCAAACAGUGGUAGUUUUUUAACAGUUACAUUCACUGGAGAAGCUUACAGGUGUACUGAGCAGUCAAAUUCUUACCUACAGAUAUUGAUGGGCAGUGUAAAGGGGUUGCAAUUUUUUUAAACAUUUAUUUGAAUGGACAGCUGAUAGUAUUAUAAAUUAUAUAGCCUCAUGGUCCAGAGAUCUAAAUGUAAAAUAAAUUGUGAAAAUGUAAAAACCAAAGAGAAGUAUUAAACCAGACAUGGGCAAACUACGGCCCCCGGGCCACAUACGGCCCGUUAGGCUUUUUAAUCCAGCCCGCCGAACUUGUCCAAAUUACAGUAAAAACCUCCUUCAUUUUCCCCUUUCGCUGCAAUGCCUACGUUUCCCCAAUAGAUGGCGCACUCAAAACACAUUGACCGUUGUUGGAGUGGCGCGUAUUUCUCUUUAUUUCACUUUAAUUUUCACUUCGUUUCAAGUUGCCAUUUGAGCCCUAUUGUGAAAAUGAGCGGACCAAAGAGAAGGAAAGUGGACAGCGAAUGCCGAGUGUUUAAUAAGGAGUGGACAACAAAAUACUUUUUCACUGAAGUCCGAUCAACGGCUGUAUGUCUGAUAUGCCAAGAAGCUGUUGCGGUUUUCAAAGAGUACAAUAUCAGCCGUCACUUUACCACGAAGCAUGCAAACUAUGCUAGCAAGCAGUCAACACAAGAACGGGUGGCUACUGCUCAGAGGUUGGCAGCUAAUUUACAGAGUCAACAGAACUUUUUUCACUGACAAACUGCAAUUCAAGAGUCAAGUACCAAGGCAAGUUAUUUGCUGGCAUUCAAAUUAGCAAAGGCUAGAAAGCCUUUCUCCGAAGGCGAGUUUUUGAAAGAGUGCAUGGUAGAGACAGCAGGUCUCUUGUGUCCGGAGAGCAAAGCCAAGUUUGAAAAAAUCAGUUUAGCACGCAGGACAGUGACUCGCUGCGUGGAAUUGAUUGACGAAGACUUAGUCAGCGAGUUAAACAAAAAGGCGGAGUCCUUUAAGUUAUAUUCACUAGCACUGGAUGAAAGUAACGACAUAAAAGACAGUGCUCAGCUCCUAAUUUUUAUCCGAGGGAUUAACGACAGUUUUGAGAUAACGGAGGAGCUUUUGAGCAUGGAAUCACUGAAAGGGAAAACGCGAGGAGAGGACAGGUGUCUGCUGUCAUCGAGAGAAUGAAGCUACCUUGGAGUAAACUUGCCAAUGUCACCACGGAUGGAUCGCCAAAUUUAACUGGAAAAAACGUCGGGCUGCUGAAAAGAAUCCAGGAUAAAGUGAAAGAAGAAAACCCAGACCAGGAUGUUAUUUUUCUUCACUGCAUCAUUCAUCAGGAGUCUUUGUGUAAGUCUGUAUUGCAGCUUAAUCACGUCGUGGAUCCAGUUGUAAAACUUGUUAACUUCAUACGAGCAAGGGGACUUAAUCAUCGUCAGUUCAUUACGUUCCUGGAAGAAACUGAUGCGGAUCACCAGGACCUACUUUACCACUCUCGCGUCCGCUGGUUAAGUCUUGGGAAAGUGUUUCAACGAGUCUGGGAGCUCAAAGAGGAGAUUCGCUCAUUUUUGGAGUUAAUGGGGAAAUCCGACGAAUUCCCCGAGCUGAGCGACACAAACUGGCUUUGUGACUUUGCGUUUGCUGUGGACAUAUUUUCACACAUGAAUGAGCUGAACGUGAAGCUACAGGGGAAAGAUCAGUUUGUGCACGACAUGUACACAAAUGUGAAAGCCUUCAAAUCCAAGCUGGUUUUAUUCUCCAGGCAAAUGUCAAACAAAUCUUUCGCACAUUUUCCCACACUAGCCGUGCAGAAAGAGGCCGCCCGAUGUGCGAAGAAAUACUGCAAAUCACUGGACGACCUGCACAGAGAAUUUUGCCGUCGGUUCUGUGAUUUUGAAAAAAUUGAGAAGUCACUUCAACUGGUGUCCUGGCCCCUGUCACAAGACCCCGUAUCAGCACCGCAGGAGCUGCAAUUGGAACUGAUCGAUCUUCAGUCUGACUCCGUCUCAAAGCAGAAGUUCAAGUCUCUUAAACUGAAUGACUUUUACGCUUCACUUAACGAGACCACGUUCCCAAACCUCCGGAGGACGGCACAGAAGAUGCUGGUGUUGUUUGGCUCGACCUACGUGUGUGAGCAGACGUUUAGCGUCAUGAAAAUCAACAAAGCCCAUCACAGAUCCAAGUUUACUGACCAACACCUCAGAUCUGUCCUGAGAAUUGCCACAACAAAACUAACUCCAGACUUUGAUGCACUGGCAAAAAAGGGAGACCAACAACACUGUUCCCACUGAAAUUGGUGAGUUUUUCUGCUGUGUUAUGAAAAAAUGCAUAUGGAAAGUUUGGAAGUGCGUCUUUUAAUUAAGAGCAAUGCGCAUUUACGCACAGCAGCGGUACAGUAGCUUAAUUAACACGCCGCACAUCGCUCUUAAUUUCAAUUUCAAUUUUCAGCUGCAGGUAGGAUAUUUAAUACAGCCUAUGUCUGUGUGCUUGGCAACGAUACACGUGUACUGUAAGGUGAGGGCGUCCGUGGCGAGUUUGUAGAGCGCGCGGUCAGGACAAUCCAUCCAUGAUUUUGCGGGGUUUAACACAAGUAUAUAUUAUUGAGCUUGAGUAUUUCGUUGUGUAAUAAUAUGUUUUGAAUGUUGAAAGUGAUUCCAUUUUUCAAUAAAUGUUGAUUUCUUUAACUUUGCACCUUCGAUUAAAACUUAUUAAAAACAGACGCAAUCUUGAUAAAUCACAGUGCGUAUGCUAUUUUAAUCUAUUUACAUUUCCUCCUCCCAGUAUCGUACAAAAUAGUAUGUAAACGCCAUAUCUUGCAUAUUCCUUGAGACAAACUUAUUAACUGAUAAGGGCUAUUUUUCACAUUUGAAAGACAGUUAAUAAAUUGGGUUGUAGUGUUCUUACUGUGCUAUGAGGUUUGCACACACUACAUGUAAUGCUUUAGUAUGUCCGGCCCAAACACUCCAUCCAAAUGCUCCUGGCCCGGCCCCUCUGUCAAAUUUUAGAACCCAUUGUGGCCCGUGAGUCAAAAAGGUUGGCCACCCCUGUGUUAAACAGUAAAUACAGGUGUAACAUGAAACAGCUGUGUUACAUUUUACGACAUACACAUUUCAUCCAUCUGUAAUAUUUCACCACAGCAUCUCCAUGACCCCAUAUGAUUACUUUUUUGUUUUCUUCAUAGAGUUGCUAAAGCUGUGUUUCUUCUGUCACACACUUUCCUGUCUCUUGCACCUGUUAGAGCAUUCUGAUCAUGUUUUCUUCUCUCAGUUGGUUCCAAAUUUGUGCCCACCAGCAUGCAGUGUUACAUGCGUGCAACGCAGCCAAUUGCAUGAGCCUAGUUCCUUUCACAUGCAAGCAUUAAGGGAAGCAAAAGCCAGGCCAUGGAGUGUAAUGUGUCCUUUACACACAGGUGGUUUCAGUUUUAAUCCUGUUAUGCAUGGCAUUUGUUUAUGUUGGGAUCUGUGCACACAACGGAUCUUUGUCACAUGGGGUUCAAAUAUACGCAACUUGAUGUGAGUGUCUUUAUCUGUUCACAUCAGUCUCCUCCUGGGAGAAGUUUGGCGUUGCUGUCCUCAGUCAUCUUUUCAACCACUUUAUAAACUUGCAAAACACCCCGUUGGUGGUGCAUUUAAAGGUGAGGAGAUUUGUGAUCGGUGAAAAUAGGACUCAGAUGUGUUAAAUCCACUUCAAGCCUUCUCCCCUCCUUCUCUCCAACUUGCGUGACUAGCAGGGGCUGAGAUGGGAAGGAGGUGUACUUGCGCAGGACUGCACCACUCACCAAUUUUUUAAAGUGUGCUUGGGCAGGCCCCAUCGGUGGACCUGAUUUGUGCCGUGCCUUCCUCAGUAUCCCAGAUGUAUGUAGGAAGCAAGACUAUGCAAGUCUGUCUUGAGCCAGCCUUAGUUAAUGAGGCUGCAGUGCCUUGGUGGAACAGCUUAAGGCUUAAUUGGAAGAUGGCGUAAGUGUAAGCCCAGACUUUUAACAUAAGCACAGCAUUGUUAAGCUCCCUUGAUGUAAUAUCCCUCAGCUGUAGUCUGAUGUUAUCGUUGUUGUAGAUGAGCUGUAAUCUGAUAAUAUCAUUGUUUUUGGAGAUCAAUUGUUAUUGUUGUGGAUCAGCUGUGACUAAUGUUAUUAUCGUUGUUGAUCAGCUGUAGUCUGAUGUUUUUGUUGUUGCUGUUUUGGAUCAGCUGAAGACUAGUGAUGGCGUCUGAUAAGGUGUGAGGCUCAACAUGCAGACAUUCAGAUGACAAAAGAGGGAACUCUCAACACACAUAAACACCUGCUCAGGUUUAGAUUUAAUAACUUAAUAUGUCCCCAGGGGUUAAUUAAAAAUGCAGUGAUUAAAAAAAAAGGUCAGAAGUAGCAUAAAGAAAGAGUAUAAAAAAAAACAUCUGUAUGAAAAUACCACAGUCAGUGCAAUAACUGCAUAGCUGAUACAGACAUAAAAUUAUACUAUAAUAUACUAGCACCAAGUUCGGGAAACAAGUUUGGAAAUAUAUGGAGAGCAUUAAAAAUGAGGGAAGAUGAUGUUUAAUUAACAAGGGCGAACAGUGUGUCAAAGAGCUGUAAUGGAGGAAGUAAAGAGAGUGAAGAACACAAGAACAGGUUCUGUUCAGGACCAGAAAAUUUAAAAAACAGUGGGUGUUAACCAAACAAACGCAGGCCACUUUAAGUGCGCCAUAAACUCAGGAGGUAGAGUGGUCAUCCAAUAACUGGAAGGUUGGUGGUUCGAUUCCCCCCUAUCCCUAGUCUGUCCGUUGUGUCCUUGGGCAAGACACUUGACCCACCUUGCUCCCAGUGUGUGUCCUCCACUGGUGUAUGAUUGUGAGUGAUGUGUAGUGGUGGUUGCAGAGGCCGUAGGCACAAACUGGCAGCCACGUUUCCGUCAGUCUGCCCCAGGGCAGCUGUGACUACUAAGGUAGUUUAGUACCACCAAGGUGUGACUGUGUGAGUGAGUGAAUGAAUGAUGUAUCCAAUGUAAAGUGCUUUGAGGGUCUCUGAUAAAGCACUAUAUGAAAUCUGAUGCAUUAUUAAUAUUAUUACUAUAACUAGUGUAGAAAAUGACUAAACUGGUGAACAAACUUGACAAAAACUGGUAUAAAACUGAACUGUAUGUGCUUAAGAAACUGAACUGUAAAUGCUUUAGACCCUUGAGUUUUACUGGUGUACAAACUGGAAUACAACUGGUGUAUAACAUGGACUAUAACUGGUGAAUGAACUGGACUGUAACCUUUUAGAAACCAGUGAGCAAUUACUGGUCAAUUAACUAGACAACAACUGGUCCAUGAACUGGAAGAUAACUGGUCAAUAAUCAAGACUUUAUCUGGUCCAUUAUGUGUGCUAAAACUGCUGUAUAAACUCAACCAUCACUGGUGGAUCAACAGGUCUCUCACUGGUUCAUAAACUGGACUGUAACUGCUCCAUUAACUGGCCUUUAAUGGGCCAUAAACUGGACUUUGGCUGGUCUAUAAACUUGCUAGGUAACUGGAUUUUUACUGGUUUUUAAACUGGUCUAUUACUGGCUCUGUUACUGGUCCCAGUCUUAUGAAGAGGUGACAUUAUCCAUGUCCCGAGAGCUGCAGAUAAACUUGUUAACCCCUGACUGCAGCUCUGUUUAUUUUUACACAUACACCCAUACACACACACACGGAUGCACACACACACUCACACACCUUAUUUGGUUGGGCGCCAGGAAGUCCAGGGAAGGCGUUGAUGUGGACCAGAGAGGCUGGCAGAGAGGCUGGAGUGUGUGUAUUUUUUUGUUUUUUCAAAAUUUUUUGGGGGGAUGGGGGGGUCCCUGGUAGCACAGUGGACUAUUUGAGCUAAGUCAGCAGUGUGUGUGUGUGACUGCACUGCCUUCAUGGAAAAUUCCAGCAGCAGAGUCAUUCAGACACUUCAGACAGGAGGAAGCCCCCCCCCCCCCCCAAAUCCCCACAUUCUCUCACAUACACUCUCUCUCAGCCGGGGUGUGCUGGUGAGGAGACAGCGUCUGAAAAGUUCAACAUGACAGGUCGGGGAGGAAUUCAGGCUAUGUGGCACACACACGUUACUGUGAUAUCUGUUAACAAAGUGGGGACCUGAUGAUGUCAUUGUGAUGUCAUCAUGGCUGUCAGAACAAAAAGAGCGUCUCAGUACUUUACCCUUAGCUUGAUGCAGGUCUGAAUACCUGCAGAACUACAGCCCAAGGUCCCCACAAAGAUGUGAAAACAGGAGGACAAUACACACAGCAUAUAGUUGUCAUGUCAUAGUCAGGUUCAGUCAAUCAAUCAGUUAAUCAAUAAGUAAAUCUUAAGUAGUGUAGCAUCAAUUCACUCCCAAGACGCUUAACAAAGAACCUGGUCUGGACCAGUUCCUGUUUACAAAGACCAAAUGUAAAGAGGGGAUCAGACUGAGCUCCAUCCUGUAUGAUCAGACCCACUUUCAACCGAUCUUCAACAACAUGAGUGGAACACUUUACAACAUUUACCAAGUUACAGUGGAGAGGAAGACCCUCCUUUAACAGACAGACAGAAACCUCGAGCAGAACCAGACUGAUGUUAGACAGUCAUCUGCUGAGAAGAAGCUGGGUUUAGAGAGAAAGAUGGAGAAAGAGAGAGAUGGACAGAGGAGAGACUAAUAGAGGGAGAUGAAGAAAGAGAGAGAUGGACAGAGGAGAGACUGAUAGAGGGAGUCAAAGAAAGAAACAUUCAUUUAUCUGUGGUGGCUUGCCACAAAUAGUCUAGAUUUUAUGUUUUGUGCGCUUUUUAGGACUCAGUAUGUAUAUGUACAGUAUAUGCAGCCCUGCCACUCAACAAAUUACACAUGGCCUAAAGAUGAAUAUCCCACCCACAGAUUUAUCAAAGAGGAAAGUUUUAAGUCUACUCUGAAAGUAGAGAGAGUGUCUAAACCCUAGACCUGGUCUGGUAGAUGAUUCUAGAGGAGAGGGGCCUGACCACUAAAAGCUCUACCACCCAGACCACUUUUAGAGACUUUAUUUAGAUGAGCAGGCCUGCAUGUUGAGACCUCAGUGUUCAUCUUACCAUCAUUUGGCACUAAUGUAGCUGGCAUGUAGAAGUUUAAUUGCCCUUACCUGUGAAUAGUUUUGUGUACAUUUUGUUUAGAAGGGGUGACUGGAUUGUCACUUUGUGAUUGGAUGGAGCAUAUGUAUAUCAGAACCUUUGACUGUAAAAGAUUCUUGGUCCACUCUUUUCCCCAUUAUUUUGUUAUUUCUUGAAGCAGUGUUAAAUGUCACAGCUUGGGGUACUCAGUGUCUUUGUUCUUAUUGAAAAGACCAGCAUUAAUCCCACUGAAAAAAGGAGGAGGUAAUCUGAACCUGACAGUCUGUGAAUUCACCUGUACAGAGAUAAAACUCAGAGCAUCUCCUUCACCCUGCCCACUAUGAAUGACACUUACACCACACUGACUGUGAUCACUAGUUACAGUCAACAGCUUAAAGAUGUUCUGAUGUUUGUGUUCACACGAGUAGAUGAUCCUGAAAAAUACAGAGUUUAUAGGAGAUCAGUGUGUGUUUGUGAAAGAUGGAGAGAGAGAGAGAAAGAGAGAGAGACCACCUCUGAGUCCUCAGUCCUGCUGGGUUUCUUCUUUCCUCUGUUUGUGUGAUGAGAUAAAACUCUGUAUGUGUGUGUGUGUGUGUGUGUGUGUGUGUGUGUGUGUGUGUGUGUGUGUGUGUGUGUGUGUGUGUGUGUGUGUGGUCAGCAGAGUGAAUCUCUGGAUAAUCUCCUCUGUUCUCUAAAUAAACUGAGUCGUGUGUCGGCCUUUGGUUUGUGCAGUGGAGCUUAUAAAAACACACAAAGACAGGAGUGUGCACAUACACACACAUACACACACUCAGAUCAGCAGCAGCAGCAGUACAAAUUAUUCUGGUCCCCUGGCUUUUCUGAGCCCUCUGUGGAGGUAAUUGACAGUUUUUCAGGUGACCUUAGGCCUCUUUUUUUUGAGUGAUCUGAGCCGACAGUUGUCUUAAAAGUUAAUUCAUUAACAGGCUUAAUGAAGCUGUGAGAAAACUGCCUGUCCCCUGGACUCAGGUGAGUCCUGUUAGCCCUCCAGGUGCUAAGCUAACCUUCUGUAAUGUGGGCAGUACUACAGAGUCGCUGUCUCCAGUAGUAAGAGGAAGUCAUCGGAGUGUGUCUGUCAGGGGACAUGGGUACUUCCACUUCUCUGAUUAUUAACUGAUUGACCUGAGACAGUCUGACCUUUGACCUUCAGACUGAAAGCCCACAGACAGCCAGUCAGUCAACCCCAGGGCCCAACACCCGCUUUUACCUGUUUAAAUCCACAUGAAGUGUGUGUGCCAUUCUCUUGAGUUCUGAAAACUAGCUGGGACACUCUUUUACAGCUUAGUCAUAAUAACUUUGGUGGUUUCUAUUAGAGCCCUGCAGAGUUAGAGUUGACGGUCCUAUAGGAGCUGUGCAGUCAGAUUGUCUGUGGGUCUGGGUUUAGUUUAGCUGAAGUUUGGGCUGAUGGAUGCUCUUUCUCACUCUGUUUCUGUGUAUUUGCAAACAGUCUUCAUGGUAACUGACUGUCACUCUUCAUAUCUGCUGCCAAAGUUGACUGUAGCCUGAUCCACUCUGCAUAAAUACCACCACAGCACAGCCCUGCUCAGAUACUCCUGGAAUCUCCUGGAUACUCCUGGAUUCAGUUACCAUAGAUUGAUUACAAAUUAGCACUGAGGAAACACAAAGAAAGUACAGAUCAAUAACACAAAAUCACAAAAUAAAAACAGAUAGAUUACAGUUUAAUUAGUUUUAUCUCAGACUAAUUGCUGAACAAUCAUGGAUACAUCACAGAUUGAUUUCAGAUUAAUCACUGAUUAAUUGCUAGGUAAUUACAGAUAAAUCAUGCAUUGAUCAGCUUCUAUGAAGCAGCAGCUGCACAAAGCUGUAUAUUUCCAGAUCUGGGGGUAUUAGCAGACUGACGGACCUCCUCACAGGAUUUCUGUUGCUGCUUUCUGUUCACUUACGCAAGACCUGGACCUUGCUGAAUCUGAACCAGUCAGCUGUGGACCAACAGGAUUACAUAAGAAAGAGAAGGAGGGCUGGAGAAUAGCAUGUCCUGCUGCAGCUCUGUCUGUCCAUCUGUCUGUCUGCCUGUUGUUUAUAGCUGCAGUUUGUAAGAUGAUAGUUUGACGGGACGCAGCAGGAGAAGGAGUGUCUGGGCUGAUGUUGGUUAAUCUGGGUGAUAAAUAAACCCUGGAUCUGUGGUUUUGUAAUAAAUAGAUCCUCAGUCAGUGGAUCAGAAGUGGUUUUAGCUCCUGUUAGUGAUUGGCUCUGUGUCCACAGUUGGAGCAAAGAUGUUUUUUAGCAGCUUGGACAAGUUGCAAGAUCAGAGUGUGGAAAAACAGGCAGGACGUACUGUCUGUCCAGGAUCAGAACAGCUUACAGGUGACAGAGACUCAGCCCCUAACCCUCACCUGGAAAACAGAGCCAGUGAACACCUGGUCCAUGGGGUUUUAAACACCAUCUCUAACUUUCAUUGCUGCUUCUGAAGUUACCGUCAAUCCGUCAAAAAUGAACACCAGAUAGAACUCUACAGAGUCCAUCACUCACUCUGACGUGAACCUCUAAAACUUUGAUCAAAGCAGGUCUAAGGGAGAGAAUGAGUUAUGGGAUGUUUAUCUUUGAAUUAAUAUCAGGGAUGGGCUAAAAUAUCCUGUCUUAGUUAAAGGUCUUGUACUGUGAUUAAAUUUUACAUAACAAAAGAGAAAUUACUGAUCAGUUGAUCUACUUAAAUAAAAGUAAAAAGCACCCUGUUUAAAACAUACUUACCUUAAACCUGGAGGUGUGACAUCAUGACUCGAGAUGAUAUCUGACUGAUGCACUUAGCUGAAGCAGCUGGAAAGCAGGCAGGUUCAUGACAGUAAAACAUCUGCAACAGUGAUCCAGAGGAACCUACAGCGUGAUGGAGGUCAGGAACUGCCAGAAAAGACUGUGUUACUGACUCUAAUGGGAUAUGAUAGGUUCAGAGAUAAUGAUACAGAAAGAAGUAGGAUAGAGAAGGAGGGAAAGGUGUUCAAUGUACCAGUGCCCCUGGCAGUCUUGGCCUAUAGCAGCAUAAUUAAGAGCUGGUCCAGACCUGAACCAGCUCUAACUAUAAGUUUUAUCAAAGUGUAAGUCUACUCAUAAAGGUAGAGAGAGUGUUUGCCUCCCACACCUGGACUGGUAGAGGAUUCCAGAUUAAAAGAUCCUGAUAACUGAAGGCUCUACUACCCAGACCACUUUUAGAAACUUUAGGUAUGAUAAGCAGGCCUGCAUGUUGAGACCCCAGUGCUCUGGGAGUCUCAACAUGCAAUUUAAUGGGAAGCCAGUGUAGAAAAGCUAAUUUAGGGGAGAUGUGCUCUCUUCUCUUGACUCUUGUCAGUACUUGGGCUUCAGCAAUUUGGACCAGCUGUAACCUCUGUAUACACUCCUGUCAAAUCAAUCUAACUUUCUGUAACUUCCAUCUUACCUCUGUGUAAUCCUGUUACAUCUCUACCUUCCUGUUAAAUCACUGUAACGCAUGAUUAUCUGACUGUACAUCUAUAACUUAUGUGUAACUCUCUGUUAUUUACCAGUAGCUCUUUUAUCUCAUAAAACUCUGUUACCCACCUGUAUUUCCCUGUGACCUUGCUGUAACCCCUGGUUUCCAUCCUUUACUUCUCUGUUAAAUCACUGUAACUGAUUGUGACCUCUCUGCAACUUCACUGUUACUCUCAUUUACUCCUUCUGCAACUCUGGAGAACCUCUGUAACCUCUCAGUUAACUCCCUGUGACUUUUAUGUAACUCUUUGUUACACCUCUGUUACUCUCUGUAACCUCUGAAUGUUCUUUGUUACCAAUUUUUUUACUCUUUUUUACCCCUCUGUAACUCUAUAUUACCGCUUAUAUCUUUCUGUUAAAUCACUGUCACCCUCUGUAUCUCUGUAAUCUCUCUGUUUCCUCCCUGGCGAUCUCUGUUAACUCUUUUACUCCAUGUUACCUUGGUAACAUUAUCUUGGUAACAAUCUGUUACCUCUCCGUAACUCUCUGCUACUUGUUGCUACCAUAGACUCUAUAUAGAAUGAACUGCGUCUGCCUCCUUGCUGAGUGAAGCCACCGCAAGAACAGCCACCUCUGGUGAGGGGCUGCAGUAUAGGUCAUAAAUCCCGCCUUUCUCCACCAUGGUUGCAAUGUUGAUAUGAUAGUUACUGUAAGUUACUUAGUUACUGUAAGACUUGUGAUUUGACCCAUCCACAAUUAUCAAAAUCUCAAAAAUAAACACGUUUCCCCUAAAAAGAUGUGCCUGAAUGGGCUGAUGAUCUUUAUUAGGCUUUAAAAAAAACUCAUUUCGACCCAUGUUGUACAACCAACAGCUAACCACAAAUUUUUGUUUUGGGGAAAACAGGUUAACUUACUAAGUUUCAAUUAAGGUUAAAUUACUGCAGCAUCCAAUCAGUAGUUGAUAUUUAAUAUAGAGGCUAGUUUUCCAGUUAUGACCUUCAUAAUUGCUGAUAUCACUUGUCCUCACAUGUUGCUUCUCUGGUCUUCCUCCUCUCCCUUAAAUCCUCUUGUAUCCAAGCAGUAUUAAGGGCUUUGGGCAUGGCAGACCUGAAAAUAGUUCAUGUUCGAGCGUGACUAAAUAUUUGCUUAAGAGCUCUGAAGUGGAGGAAAAAUCACACAGCUUCAGAAUAAUUUUGAUAGCUCAUUUUUCUAUAAAACACCACAGCAGCAACAAAUUUAGUGAUUGUUCCAUUACCUGACGUUUGCCUAACCUCAACAUGUAUCACUCCCUGAUGUGCAGGAGUGUGAAACGGCCUGCUCAGUGCACUAUAAUACAAUACGAUACAAUACAAUGCAAUGCAAUACAAUACAAUUCUGUACAAUACAAUAAAAUACAGUACAAUGCAAUAUAAUACAAUAUAAGAACUUUAUUGAACCCCAAAGGGAAAUUCGUUUGUCUGGAGUCUCAUGCCAUCCACUAUACAGCAGUCUGAUUGCUGAUAUUAACAAUGCAUCACAUUAUAAAGCGCUUUAUCAGAGACCCUCAAAGUGCUUUAUACUGGAUACAUCAUUCAUUCGCUCACACAGUCACACCCUGGUGGUGGUAAACUAUCUUAGCAGUCACAGCUGCCCUGGGGCAGACUGACGGAAAUGUGGCUGCCAGUUCGCGCCAACUGCCUUUUUGACCACCACCACACAACACUCACAUUGAUACACCAGUGGAGGACACGCACUGCCUCUGAUCAACCUUAAAUAAAGUUCAGCUGUUUUAGUAGGCUUUCCUGACAUUUUUGUAGCCACAUCUUCCAGCAUAAGCCAUGGUCCACAGAGAGCUUCCAAAGCAUCAGAGGUAUCUCAUUAUUCAAAGAUAGUGCUGGGCGAUAUGGAAAAAAAUGUAUAUCACGAUAUGGAUCAUUUUAUAUCACGAUAACGAUAUAUAUCACGAUAUAGCUAUGGUAUGCUUUCAGUUCUAUGAAAAAUUUAAGUGUAUACAGCUGCACUAGUACAGUGCCAGUACAAGACCAGCACUUAAAACUAGAAAAAUGAAUAAAUAAAUAUGUGGCUGAAGUGCGUUCAUGUCUGUGCUCACCCAAAGGGAUGCAACACUCACAGAAAACGCUGAUAGUGUGAGCCAAAGCACUCCAUAAAAAUAAUAAUAAUAAUAAUAAUAAUAAUAAUAAUAAUAAUAAAUUUAAAUUGUAAUGCGCUUUACAUUUAAAAAAAAUCUCAAAGUGCUACAGUACACAGUAAAAAAAGAGCAGCAACAAUAAAGAAGCAGUAGAAUGACAGUCACAGAUUGGCAUAAAAAAAGAAUUAAAAAAAAUAAAAAAUAUAGAGUUGCAAUGUAAGAGGCAAGGUAGUAAAAGCAUAAAGCAUAGAGGAAAACUAACCAAAGACUUUAUUAAAAAGGUAGGUCUUUAGGGCUCUUUUGAAGAGGUUGUUCACACUGCUAGAUGUUUCUCCUCCAAAGCUGCUCUCUGCCUCCAUCAUUGUUUACUUUACUCUUGAGGCACGUAGGAAGACCCGAGCAUGAAUCCGAGCGCUUUAUUCGCCUAUCAGGGGCAGACAGGUAAGGUGAUUUGAUUCGCCACGACUCCAGAAAUGAUUGAAAAACUACAGAAUGUCACAAAAUUACGUUUCCUCACUGCUGGCUUGAAGGGUAGAAAUGCGCAGCCGCGCUCCCAGCUGACAGGAAGUCAAACCACUGUUGUAGUUCUUUUGUGUUGCUAGCGCGGUCAAGAGUGUUGGCUCUCACUGAGAGAUGACUACAAAAAUGGACGCACCUGUUCAUCUGGUUGUUUAACACGGCUGAAAAUGAUCAUCCUUUAAUGUUGUUCCCGCUCCUGCCCACUCCCGUUGCUUUUUUUCCCGUCCCGAUCAAGGGAUUAAUUAAAAAAUGACUCCCAUCCCGUGGGAUUCCCGCGGGAAUCACGUGACCCACGGGAAUUCCCGAAAACUGUCAUCCUCUACAGGGAAGGUCCCGGAGCAGAUGAAACAGGUGCCAGAGCGGCUGAAAUAGGUCCCGGGUCCGAUCAGAAGAGGUCCCGGUGCUUGCUCCGACUUGCUCCGGCACAAAUUAAGCACUGCUUACAUGAUCCCCUCACGUAUGUAACCCAGGUAACCCCGCAUUGGCGGGAGACGCUGGACACGAAGAGGGCACGUAAAGCGGCGUCAUGUCGCAAAAUCGAAAGAGAAAUGCAAGCCUACAUGUCAACGCAUCCUUUUCUUUGUAAGAAAAUAUUGUUUUCGUUCCCGUUUGACACCAAAUACACUUACUGAAUGUGCAAUUAUUGUUGUUGUUACUAUGAAUCAUCUGAUGGCACAGGCCCUAUGGAUAAAAUACAGCCUAUCGCCCGAAACGAUAAAAAUAAAAAUGGCAUGAUAGACAUUUUCUAUCGUGCCCACGAUAUCUAUCGUCCUAUCGCCCAGCACUAUUCAAAGAUAUCAGUCAGGUGAGGGCUACGAAAGAAUUUCCAAGGAAUUAAAUAUACCAUGGAACACAGUGAAGCUCAUCAUCAUCAAGUGGAGAAAAUAUGGCACAACGGUGAUAUUACCAAGAACAGGACGUCCGUCCAAAAUUGAUGAUAAGACAAGAAGAAAACUGGUCAGGGAGGCUACCAAGAGGCCGACAGCAACACUGAAGGAGCUGCAGGAAUUUCUGGCAAGUACUGGCUGUGUAGUACAUGUGACAACAAUCUGCCGCUGUCUUCAUUUGUCUGGGCUAUGGGGUAGGGUGGCAAGACAGAAGCCUUAUCUUACAAAGAAUAACACCAAAGCCCUGCUUAAUUUUGCAAAAGACAUCUAAAAAUAAAGACAUCAGGAGGUGUUAUCGUGGUUGCCAUGCUGGUGUAAUGGUGAAGGCAAAGCUGAAUGCAAGGAGGUGGCGAUAUAAACCCUUUCUUCCAUCAAUCAUCAUGGGAAACGUCAACUCUCUGCCCAACAAAAGCGAUGAGCUGGAGAUAUUCGUGAAGACUGAGAAAGCAUACCGUGAGUGCAGUUUCCUAUGUUUUACUGAAACCAGGUUGAAUCAAAACAACUUGGACUCCAGUGUGGAUCUACCUAGGUUCGCUCUCAUAAGGUCAGAUAGAGAUGCUCAAGCUAGUGGCAAGAAGAAAGGAGGAGGUCUGGCUUUAUUUGUCAACCAGAGAUGGUGUAACCCUUCACACAUAACUGUCAAGGAGAAGUUGUGUUGUCCAGAUAUUGAACUGUUGGCAGUUGCUCUUCGGCCAUAUUAUGUUCCAAGAGAAUUUAGUCAUAUCGUAACAGUAGUUGUUUACAUUCCACCCAAAUCAACUGAAGAAUGUUGCAAUGUUUUGCUAAAUAGUGUUGCCAGGCUACAGACUCAACACCCUGAGGCACUAAUAAUAAUAUCAGGAGACUUCAACCAUGUCACCCUCUCCUCUCACCUGACUGGAUUCACGUAGUUUGUGAACUGUCCUACCAGAGAAAACAAGACCCUGGAUCUGCUGUAUGCCAACGUCAAAGAAGCCUACAGAGCCACUGCCUUACCACCACGGGGCAAGUGAGAUCAUAACUUGGUCUAUCUGCAAAUCUGUUACAGACAUUGUGUGCUGAGGCAGCCUGUGACCAAAGUCAAAAUCAGAAGAUGGACACCUCAAGCCAGUGAAGCUCUGAGGGACUGUUUUAAAUCAACAGACUGGAAUGUGCUGCAGGACACAGAUGUGGAUAGUAUGAACAUUGAUUAACAGGUCAACUGCUUUACUGAAUAUGUCAACUCCUGUAGAGACACAGUUAUACCCACAAAAACUGUUCGCUGUUUCCCCAACAACAAACCCUGGAUCACAAGAGACAUAAAAGCAAUCCUUAACCAGAAAAAGAAAGCUUUUAAAGAUGGUGACAAAGAACGACUCAAACAAGUGCAACAAGAGUUGAAAAGGAGACUGAAGAUGGCAAAGCUGGAGUACAAAAAGACGAUAGAAAAGGAUCUACAACACAGCAACAUCUGUGAAGUGUGGAGAGGAAUCAGUACCAUCUCUGGACACAGCAACAAGAAGAAAAGACAGCCAGUGGUGGAUGAUGUGGAAAGAGCUGAAGAACUCAACCUGUUCUUCAACAGAUUUGACACUGCUGUCACACCCACUUCCACUGCUACUCCACCUUCCUCUCUGCAACAAAUCUCCACUACAACUUCUCCCAUUCCUCCUCCAUCUUCAAGAGUCGGGGUGUCAUCCUUGACAGUACUCUUUCCUUCAAAUCCCACAUCAGCCUUACCACUCGGACUGCCUACUUCCACCUCCGCCACAUCAAUCGUCUCCGUCCCUCCCUCUCCCCCAACACCACCUCCAUCCUCGUCCACAGUCUCGUCACCUCCCGUCUGGACUACUGCAACUCCCUCCUCUUCGGUCUCCCUCACACAUCUCUCCAUAAACUUCAACUGGUCCACAACUCCGCUACCCGGAUCAUCACCAAAACCCCUUCAUCCCACCACAUCACCCCCAUCCUGCAGCAGCUCUACUGGCUCCCGAUCCCACUUAGAAUCCAGUUCAAAAUCCUCCUGUAUACCUUUAAAGCCAUCCACAACCUCGCCCCUCCUACCUGUUUGAUCUCCUCCACAUCGCCACUCCAUCACGCCGCCUCCGAUCCUCUUCCUCUCUCCACCUCACUGUGCCCCCUGUUCACCUCAGCACCAUGGGGGCCAGAGCUUUUAGUCGCUCUGCCCCCCGACUCUGGAACUCUUUACCAUCACACAUCCGCAACAUAGACUCCCUCCCCCUCUUCUAAUCCAAACUCAAGACACACCUGUUUAAACUGGCCUAUCCAUCCCACCACCCCAACUCACUUUUUUAAUUUAAUUUUAAUUGGUAUUAUUUAUUUCUUUAUUUAUUCCUUUGCUGUUGAAUGUUUUAAUGUUGCUUUGUUAAUUUUAACUGUUUUGAUGAUCGAUGACUUUAAUUGUUAAUAGUGUUUUAUUAUUGUUUCUUAUGUUCUGUAAAGUGUCUUUGAGUGACGUGAAAGGCGCUUCGAUUAAAAUGUAUUGUUAUUGUUCAAAUGUCUCAACCACUUCAACUGCCUCCCUCCUAGAACACCGGUCCUUGUCUGUCACUGAAACAGGGGUGAGGAUGGAGCUUGGAAGACUUUGUCCUGGGAAGGCAGCUGGUCCAGAUGGUGUGUGUCCAAGGCUGCUUAGAGACUGUGCUGCAGAACUGUGUCAACCUCUCCACAAGAUCUUCAACCUGAGUCUACAGCUGGGGUGGGUACCUGCUCUGUGGAAAACAUCCUGCCUUGUGCCAGUACCAAAAACAAAAUGUCCUGCUGAACUCAAUGACUACAGACCAGUGGCCCUCACUUGACACAUCAUGAAAACCCUGGAGCGGCUGAUUCUACACCCUCUGAGGUCUGAGGUCAAAGACAAACUCGACUCCCUGCAGUUUGCAUACAAAGAACACAUUGGAGUAGAUGAUGCUGUCCUCUACAUGCUUCACUGUGCCCUGUCUCAUCUGGAGGAAGCUGGGGUUUAUGUGAGGAUCAUGUUCUUCGACUUUUCAAGUGCAUUCAACACCAUCCAACCCACCAUACUCAAAGACAAGCUCACAGAGAUGGGAGCGGAUCCUUCCUGUGUUUUCUGGAUCAGAGAUUACCUGACAGGAAGGCCACAGUUUGUCAGGCUGGGAACUGUGUUUCUGGGACAUUAGUGAGCAGUACAGGGGCUCCACAAGGGACAGUGCUGGUGCCAUUCCUGUUCACACUGUAUACGUCAGACUUCAAAUACAGCACUAAGUCCUGCCACAUCCAGAAAUACUCAGAUGACACCGCUAUUGUGGCAUGUAGAAGCUGAAUACAGAGAUCUAAUAAGAGCCUUCAGUGACUGGAGUCACAAAAACUGCCUCCUCCUCAACACCUCAAAGACAAAGGAGAUGGUCAUAGACUUCCAUAGAUCCAAACCCCCUCUUCAGCCAGUGAACACCUGUGGAGUGGACAUCGAAGUGGUGACAUCAUAGAAACACCUAGGUGUACAUCUGGAUAAUAAGUUGGACUGGUCUAAGAAUAUAGACUUCAUCUACAGAAAGGGGCAGAGCCGCCUUUUUUGCCUGAGAAGACUUUGAUCAAUAGACAUCUGUAGUAAAGUGCUGCGGAUGUUUUAUCAGUCUGUGGUGGCAAGUGUUCUGUUCUACGCUGCAGUCUGCUGGGGAGGAAGCAUCAAACAUAAAGAUGCAAGACGUCUUAACAAACUGGUGAAAAGGCUGGCUCUGUGGUUGGACUCAAGCUGGACUCAGUGGAGGAUGUGGUGGAGAGAUCUACACUGAGGAAGGUGGAGACUAUUCUAAAGAACAUGGAUUACUCACUUCAUAACACCUUGGUGGACUUAAGGGCCAAUGGUGGUGGACGGCUCCUCUCUCUUCGCUGCAGGACAGAAAGAUUCCGAAGAUCUUUUGUACCAACAGCCAUCAGGCUUUAUAGCUCUUACGUAAAUCAUAGAUAACUUUUAUAGACAUAUUUUGGGAGACAACAGACAAUUGAAUUUCCCUUCGGGGAUCAAUAAAGUUCUUCUUAUUCUUCUUAUUCUUAUCUUUCCUCUGUCUCUCCUGCUUCUCCUCUUAUAGUUUUUUUUUAACAGUCCUUAAAUUUAAAUCAUGGGUUUUCCUCAAGGUACUCCAACAAAAAUAGAAAGUUGGUGAUAAGUUGGCUGGCUGGUUCACAGGUUUGUCUGCUUGUUGAUAUGUUGGGUGAUUGGUUAUUAUUUUUUUGCCUUUGAUUCAUUGAUUGGUGGUUGGUUGGAUGGUACGUGGACUGGUUAGUUGGUGGAUUAGAAGUUGAUUGGUUAGUUAGUUGGUUGGUUAAUAAAUUAAUUAAUUAUUGGUUGAUUAGUCAGGUGGUUAGUUGGUCGGUUAAUAAUGGUUGAUUAGUUGGUUGGUUGGUUGGUUGGUUGGUUAAGUAACAGUUGAUUAGUCAGAUGAUUGGUUGGUUGGUUAAUUAAUGGUUGAUUAGUCAGCUGGUUGGUCGGUUGAAUGUUGUUUUGUGGUAGUUGAUUGGUUGGUUUGUUGAUCGAAUAAGUAAUGGUUUGUGUAAUUGCCUUGCAGGCUGUCAGAUUUGGGCUCUUCAUAGCUGUUUAGAUAUUUGUUUUGCGUAGGUCAUCUGAGAAAUGACCCUGGACUAAUUUGGAUGGACUGCUUUUACCUAAACAAGGGCAUGGCCAAUUUUUUAAGUGGGGAGAGAUGUUUGACAUGUCUCCAUACAGACAUGGGGCUCUAUUUUCGUGCCUCGCCGGAAACGUGCCGCAGGCUGUCUCUGUUCUCCGAAUUGAUCAAGUCAGGUCCGCUGCGUCGACAAGGCGUUCCCAAGCACAUUUUGGUAUUUUGGUGAGCGGCGCAGCCCGGCGUACGUAUCCCCCCUCCCUAACUCAGCUCCUCCCAGCGGCGUAAGUCAUAGAGAGGGAGGAGAGAGGGCGUGGAGUGGGUUUAACACAGCCUAGACCUGUUUUCACCAAUCACACCAGCUCCUCUCCUUGCCUUUAAAUCCGCCACCGGCGAGGCGUAUUACUAUUUUCGUGAAGUAGUCAAAGAGAUCAAGAGAUGUCUGAAGACAGUAAUGCCACACGAUGGCGACAGAAGGCAGCCCCUCAACAAGUGUCACUGUAAGCACUGCAUUUGGCGUCCUCCACACUCUCUCAUAUAAGCACAGAUGGAUUUGGUGUGUGUAAUGUUGGACCCACUGGUAAGACAAACACCCUUUUCCACAAAUAAAGACACUCACAUAAAGUUGCAUAUAUUCAAACCUCACUUAAAAAACUCCAAAAAUGGCAUUAAAAUCGGAACCGUCAGUGCGUAAAUGACACAUCGCGCUCCUUAGCCUGGCAGUUUCUUUCAUAGAUGUUGGCAUAUAAAAUAAAUUUGGCUCACAAAACUGAAUAUUAUAAUAUCCGUAUGUCGGCUUAAAGUAAAUAACUCAUCUGAUCACUGAAACAAAUCAUCUGUUCAGCCGCUGCAGCAGGACGGAGAGAGGACACGGAGACAUGUCCAGGUCGAGCUGCGUGAGAAAUAAGAGGAAGAGGAAGAAACAAAAGGAGGGAGACAAAUUGAAUAUCUUGUUAACUUCAUCAUAUGUGUUUAUUUACUAGAUAUUUACUUUAAUUUAAUGCGGUUUCAGCUGUGUUUAUUCGGUCAGGUUGUGUGUCCAAACACGUGCCAAACGGGCUCAUCAGAUCAGAUAUAGAUCAGAAUAUAUAGCUCUAAAUGUAUGUGCUGACUCAGAUUAUUAGUUGUUGAUGAUUAUUUAUUGCACUGAAAUGUGUCUGACACUGUGGAAACCUGCCGGUGAGGCAUCGGUGAUGUAUGCCGAUACGCUGCCGGUCUACCAAAAUACUAUGUAGCGGUUGAAAUGAGCCUCACACGGUCGCACCAAAAUAUAUGUAGCGAUUUGAAAUGAGCCUCACAAGGCCACACCAAAAUAAUACUGUAGCGAUUGGAAUUUAUAAUAAAUGUCUGAAGAUGAAUAAUCUCAAAUUAUGACAUUUAUGCACUCGUUGAAAGGGGCACCACCCACCCUUAAUGGUGGGAAAAUAAAGAAAACAAAAGUUUAAUUCAGAAAUCAAACAUCAAGUCAGUUUUAAUUAAUCAGUCUCAUAUCUUAAGUCGAAAUUCUAAUUUCAGGGACUCCACUUCUGGAAGAACACUAACAGACAGGAACUUAGAAAAAUAAUUAUCUGUUUAUUACAGGAUAAAUGAUGGUACAACACACAUGCAAUAAAUGAUGAUAAGAUAAUGAGGAUAAAAUAAUAAUAGGUGAAUAAAUAAAGAUUCUGAGUCAGGCUAGGAGCACUAAAGUUAAUGAUAGUGAGUGAAUAUGCGCUAACAUAUUAACCUACACUAACUUUGGUGUCGAGAUAAACUCGGAUGUGGAUUUGGAGGAAUCUAAGAUUACCAGAAUAAGAGGAUAUCUGAGUUGAACGCAGGAGACAGCACCAGCCCUCUUUAGAGCUCUGGAGGUUUGCAUACUUAAGUGAGACUGGUCCUUGGAGAAGAUGGAGCAGGUUCCGAAGGUCCGGGCUACUGGCGGUUCGAGCGGUUCAGCUCAGAAGACGACUGAAGUCAGCCGAAGGAUGAGCCAGGAGUUGCAGCACUCGGGCCCGAAGCAAAGCCAGCGCCUGUGGAUCCUGUGGAUGCUCGUUUGGGUACUUCUUUGGUCUCACUUAAAAACUCUGGCACAGAGGAUGACCUGGGCCUGCUGGGUUGCGUUCAGAGGUGACUUUGAAUCACGCAGAAAACUCAGAAAAACGAGACCCGAGCAGAGAAAACUUUCAAAAAUGGCUUCGCGAAAUUAAAGAAAAAUCAAUCAAAGGCUUAAUCUUGAAUUGCUAUGUGCACAAAAAGUUGAAGUUUCAAAACUUGAACUAAGACGAUGUUAAAGAAAAAUCAACGUGAAUCAACACGUGGCGUAAAACUUAGAAGACUAAGAAAAAGUUCUAAGAGAAAACAGAGAAACGCACCACAGAAGGGUGUGGGCAGAAGAGAGGGUAAAAGAGUCUAGAGAGAAUAAGAGUGAACAAGAGCAUAAGAGAUAAGACAGUGAGCAACCCCACUCCACUGGUUUUAUCUUCUCACACUGGGAGUGUCUGAGGAGAAAGAGGAGGGGGUCAUCGGGUCUCUGAUUAUUUGAUCUAACUUAUUCUUUUGGCUGGUAAAAGAGUCAGAUCUGAUACUCACUCACUAUGAUUAAUAUCAUUGAAUGCUUGGUUUCAUGAUAAAUAAUUAGAUACUAAACACAUAUGAAUGAAGUGUAGGAUCACAUCAAACAUUCUCAUUAUGUUUUAAGUAUCACAUUGAACAUGCUAAAUUACUCUGAAAUGAAACAGAUAGUAACACAUGGAAACUGUGAACAACAAAAGAGUAAACACAUGUGAAUGAACAUCAUCAUGAUUAAUAAUGGAUUCUAAAUACUCACAUUCAGAUUAUUCAAUGACAUUAUAACCACCUAAUGGUUAAGAUACUAAAUAAAUAACUAAAAUAUAAACCAAACAUUUUUAAACUAUUUCUGUGUUCUUAGAGUUAAGUUAUGAUCCAUAGUCAAUAAAUUUAACUCUUAAAAGUUCAUGAAACAGUCUGAAAAGCUGUUGGUCUAAAGAAACUAAAGAAUAAAGGAUUUAUUCUGUCAGUGAUAACUCGGCUUCUGUAGCACAUAGAAAAACAGGAAACAUCUCAUUUUAACACAAAUUUCAUGAUUAGACAGAUUAGUACAUUGCUGAAUGCAUAAGAUGUCAGGAUCAGUCAUUUGUAUUCUUUCACCAAAGGAAUGUAGUCUUUAUCAGUGUAUGGUCGAGCAGGGUUUUAUGACCGAGGUCUGGAGGUCAGUGUCCCCCCUUAUCCUGGGGUCCGUAUGUUCACACACUUUAAGAAGGUAAAUCUCAAAUGGGAGAUCUGGGUUGAGAUGUCAAUGUUUAUUUAGAUGGUCAGUGAUGGAGUCAGUUUAAAAGGCAAUAAAAACUCUGUCUCUGUUCUCCGAAUUGACCAAUCGUGAAGAGUCAGAAGUUUGGUCAACCUCCGGUUGGGUCACUUAGGCAACCCGAAAGUGCAAACAUGUCUGGAAAGAUUUAUAUCCUGUGUCCUGGGACCAGAUAAGGGAACUUUCCUGUGAGGAGUGCGUGGGCUUCACAUCCAGGGUUGUCUUGAUUGCUACAACUACUAGACCAGCUGCGCGCCGCCUGCGCUGAAAGCUGACCAGGUUUGAAUCGGCGAGCUUUCAGCGCACUUUACACGCCACUGGCGAGCACGAAAAUGCCACUGCGGCAGCUGAUUCUCUCGACACUUCCCCCUGCCACGGCACCACGCCCAGCUUGGCGGAUCUCGGUUCGCCUCCGUGCGCCUCAGUCCACGAAAAUACAACUGCGCGGGGUACGCCGCCUCACCGGCGUACACAAAAAUAGAGCCCAUGGAGUCAACAUAAAGCAGCUGACCAGCUGGUUUCAGCCUUAUGUCCAUUGAUCCCAGUGAAAACAGAAAGUUGAUUGUAGUUUAUUUUAAGGAAGAAAACUAACAGAUAAAAGAAAAAGCAAACUGAAAGAUAUAAAUAGCAUGAUUAUCAGUCAGAUAUGAAAUGAAAUCUUUGCAUCAGACUGUAUAGCAUGAGUUGGUAUUACUAUUUAACAUAUCAAAAAAUACAUCUCACAGUAGACCUUCAGAGGAGUAAUCCCCAUCUCCUCUCCUCUCUCCCCUGUCCUCUCCCCUUUCUUGCUUCUGUCCUCUCUUCUGUCCCCUGUCCUCUUCCUCUCUCUCCCCUUUGUCUUUUCCCCUUGCCCCUUUCUCCCCUGUCCUCUUUCUUUUCUCUCCCCUGUCCUCUCCCCCUUCUCUCCUCUGACCUCUUCCCUCUCUCCCCUGUCCACUCCCCUUGCCCCUCUCUCUCCUAUCCUCUCCCCUUGCCACUCUCUCCCUUGUCUCCCCCACAGCCCCCCUCCCCCCACCCUCUCUCCCGUGUGAGGAGCAUCUCUCCCAGUCGUGAGCAAUCUGAAAGUAGGUCAAAUAGUUUCCCUGUAGAGGAUCCAGCUCUUCGUCUGACUUUCCAUUCCCACAUGCUCGGAGUGAAUCUUCUGCUCUGGAAGUUUGCAUCUGCUCAUAAGGCAGGGACUUAAACCUGCUCACAGACUCUCAAUAUAAAAAUAUACUAAUAUAAGUCUGUACUUAUCAUGCACAGACUGAGUACAAAAAAAAUGUCUAUAUUCAUACAUUUUCAUUUAAUCAGAACACUUACAGUAUUUAUACAUUCUGUUAGAAAGACAGAAACACAGCAAAGAAAAUGAAAAAAAAAACACUAAUAUGAUCCAUGUAUACAUCUUUAUGUAAAGAGAGACUCUGCAGAGAGUAAUGCAAUAAAAACCAGAAAAAUGAUUCACGUUUUAGUCAAAUGUUGGUGUGAAUGAAAUGUGAUACGAAAAAUAAUGAAGAGAGUAGUAAAAGUAAUAAUGAUUAAAAGGAUGAUGAUUUGCAUGAUGGUAUUUAUGUAAGUCAGCCAUCCCCAAAUGGCGAUGCGCAGGCCGAAUCCAGCCUGCAAGAAGCAGUUUUCUGGCCCACAAUGACCUGUGUAAUGUUUAAUAAACUGAAAUGUAUGAAAUAAAUGGGAUGAUACAAAGCGCAAGUUGCAAUGUAUCUUGACCUCAUGGCGCCCCUUACUCUUAAAGUUAACUGGAUACCUGCUCUAUCAUGGUAAUUACGCACUCCUUCGAUGCUCCAGUUGGCUCAGCAAAUACAGUAGGCAAGCUAAUGGUGAGCGUCAGGUAAUCUGGAACGGCUCUUAAAAAAGGGCCAAAAUAACAACAUGGCCAGCUCAAAGAAGCACAAAGUCAACCAGCAAAACGGACAGGUUAAAUCUGAGUGGACUCAGCAGUUCUGUUUUAUUUGGCAAGAGCCAAUGUCAGACUAGCAUGCUUGACAUGCACCCAGACCAUGGACCAAAACUGAGAACCUGAAGGGACACUUUAACACUCUGCAUGCAAUGCCCUGUAUCCUGCAAAAUUCCAUAACCACAAACAAAAGGUUGCACAUAUGAUAACAACAUACAAGCAGUCUGCCCUGACUAUGUGCAAAUUGACAUUGGCACAAGAGAGCACAACAGCUGUAUCACUGCUUCUCCCAUGGAAUGUAGCCAAGGCUAAAAUGCCCUUUGUUAAUGCUGAGCUAAUUUAAAACUGUGCAACUGAUAUGGUCUCAGAAGUUUUCAGCCACGAUGAGAAAAACAAGAAGACGGCUGUGAAGCUAUUGAAGCUGAUUCCCCUGCCGGACAACACAGCAACAAGAAGAGUGGAGGUUUUAGCUGAGGAGUUUUUUCCCAAUCUGCUCACUGAUUUGAAGGAAACAGAAGCUUUUUCACCAGCCAUAGACUCCUCUUGUAACAAUACAGCCAUCUGUGUUUACAAGGUUUUUUUGAUGGACAGGUGUUUCAGGAAGAGCUGCUUUGUUUGCUUCCUCUGCCAGGGUUCACAACAGGGGGAAUUGUCUUUAAUGAACUGACACAGUUCUUUGAGAAAACGGCACAUAUAUGAGCAAAAUUGUAUCCAUUGUCACAGAUCGGUCUCCAUUAAUGGCGGGACAACACAGGGGCUUGGUGAGCAGGCUUGUCACCGUUAAACCAGGACUCACGGCAUUCCAUUGCUUUUUUCACCAAUCAGCACUUAGUGGAGAAAUGAAGAAGACAAUGGAUACUGUGAUGACACUGAUCAACUUUGUUCCAGCCCACAACAUUGUCUUUUCAGAGCUUUGCCGGAGGAAAUGUCAGCGGAACGCACAGAUCUUUUUGCUCCAUAAUGUUGUUUGCUGGCUGAGCAACGGGCCGUGCGCUGGAGCAGGUUUGUGACCUACGCAGUGAACAAAUUUGUUUUUGAUCCAACCUGCAGAGCCCCUGAGCAGUGGAAUUUCUGCAUUAUCUAAGCAACAACAAAAGUAUUGUGUAUGUUUUUUUUGUUUUUUUUUUCUGUAUGACAUUAUAUCUCAUCCUAAUCUACUCAACCUUCAACAACAGGGGAGAACCACAUGGUUCCAGACUUGUAUGAGGUGAUUGGUGCUUCAGAUUGAAACAUGGCAUUUUGGAGAAAGACAUUCAGGGAAGUAAGUUAGAUUUCCCACAUCUAGAGAGGCACUGUGAGGAGCACAACCUGUGGGAGAACCCAGCAGUGAAGGAUUUUCUGACCAGCCUGGCAGAGAACUUCAGGGAAUAUUUUGGAAACCCCUCUAAACUCCCUGCUGAUCCUCUGCUCUGUCUGAGACAUCCAUUCACUGUCUCUGUGGACAGCCAGCGGACUGCAGAGGCCAAGAGACUGAUGCCUACUACCUACGAGGCAGCUUUCCAGAUGUAGAUCAAGGAGAUGAAAGCAAAAACACAAGGACAGCAGGGUAGGACUUUUGGACCAAAGUGGUCCCCCAAAAUUUGUUUAAAAACACAAGAGCUGUCGCAUUGAUCCUGCUCACAAUGUGAAAUAGAUUGACCAACGCACAUCUGGAGCAGUGUCUCAGGAUUGCAACAGUGUUAGGGUUAAAGCAGUUUUGUUUAAUCUUCUGUGUGUAUUUGUAUUUUGGUGGAUUUGAUGGUUCUUUUUUUUGCUCUCCCGGUUGUGUUUUGUGCUUAUGUAUGGUACACUUUCAGUUAACAUGAUUCUAUAAAGCCUAGUUUUUAUUUCAGUGAACCAUGAUAUUUUUGACAUUUUAGAAUAACUGUGGUGUGAAUUGUCACAGUAUGAUUAUUGUUGAGAGCUCCAUAAAUACAGGCUGUUAAAUAUAAAGUCAUGCAGUAAAAUGAGUUUAUGAUGCUGAUACCUGCUUGGCGUCAUUCACAGCGACAUGAGCAGUAAAUGAGCCGGAAUAUUACAUAACGCUGAUCACCAGACUACCUUUGGUUUAUGACAACCCUGUCUUUGAUUUUCAAGAGGUCUGUUCAAGACCAAAUUCAUCCAUCACUCAUUGAGCUCUCUCUCUCUCUCUCUCUCUCUCUCUCUGUCUCUGUCUCUCUCUGUCUCUCUCUCUCUCCCUCUCUCCUUCUGCAGAUGUCAUCUCUCCAACUCAUUUAAACCCGUAUUUUCGGCGUUUGACAUUCGACGUGUCCUCGUUGGAGAAGAAUGCCUCUAACCUGGUGAAAGCAGAGCUUAGGAUCUUCAGACUGCAGAACCCUGGAGCUCGGGUGUCAGAGCAGCGGAUCGAGCUGUACCAGGUAUGCACCUCACCUGAGGACACACACCAGCUCUGAGCAAACACCAUGAACCCAUUAACACAGUGAGAGGCACAAAGAAGCAGAGGAGAAAAAAGAGGGAGACAUGAUGGGCUCCAGUUUCUUGCCCGCCAGUGGCACAGCACAGGAUGGCACACCCUGCGCAGUAGUAUUUUAGUGCAGCACAGGCUAGGGCACAGCUAGUUUGGUAUUUUUGUUGACCAAGGCGCACCAGGAGUGCCAAGCUGGGCGUGGCGGUGCAGAAGGGGGAGGUAUCAAAAGAAAGGUAACUUUGUCACAUGGAUUUUAAUACAAAACCCAAUUCCACUGAAGUUGGGAUAUUGUGAUAAAGUAAAUAAAAAGCAGAAUACAAAGAUUUGCAAAUCCGUGUCAACCUAUAUUCAAUUAAAUACACUACAAAGACACAAUAUUUAAUGUUCAAACUCAUAAACUUUUUUUUUUUUGCAAAUAAUAAUUAACUCACAAUUUCAUGGCAGCAAUACGUGACAAAGAAGUUGGGAAAGGUGGCAAAAAAUGCUGAGAAAUCUGAGGAACGACAUCAAACACCUAUUUGGAACAUCCCAAAGGUGAGCAGGCUAAUUGGGAACUAUGAAAUCAGCUUCCCCAAAAACAACGUUUCUCAAAGUACAAUUGCAAGGAAUUUAGAGAUUUCAACAUCUACGGUCCAUAAUAUCAUCAAAAGGUUCAGAGAAUCUGGAGAAACAUAAUCUGCACAAAAGCGGCACAGCCAGAAACCAACAUUGAAUGCCCGUGACCUUCGAUCCCUCAGGCGGCACUGUAUCAAAAAUCUACGUCAAUGUGUAAAGGAUAUCUCCACAUGGGCUCAGGAACACUUCAGAAAACCACUGUCAAUAAAUGCAGUUCGUCGCUACAUCUGUAAGUGCAAGUUAAAACUCUACUAUGCAAAGCAAAAGCCAUUUAUCAAGAACAUCCAGAAACGCCGCCGGCUUCUCUGGGCCCAAGCUCAUCUAAGAUGGACUGAUUCAAGUGGAAAAGUGUUCUGUGGUCUGACCAGUCCACAUUUCAAAUUGUUUUUGGAAAUAGUGGACGUCGUGUCCUCCGGGCCAAAGAGGAAAAGAACCAUCCUGACUGUUAUCGACGCAAAGUUCAAAAGCCAGCAUCUGUGAUGGUAUGGGGGUGCAUUAGUGCCCAAGGCAUGGGUAACUUACACAUCUGGGAAGGCAACAUGAAUGCUGAAAGGUACAUACAGGUUUUGGAGCACAUAUGCUGCUAUCCAAGCAACGUCUUUUUCAUGGACGCCCCUGCUUAUUUCAGCAAGACAAUGCCAAGCCACAUUCUGCACGUGUUACAACAGCGUGGCUUCAUAGUAAAAGAGUGUGGGUACUCGACUGGCCUGCCUGCAGUCCAGACCUGUCUCCCAUAAGAAAUGUGGCACAUUAUGAAGCGUAAAAUAUGACAACGGAGACCCUGAACUUUUGAACAACUGAAGCUGUACAUCAAGCAAGAAUGGGAAAGAAUUCCACCUUCAAAGCUUCAACAAUUAGUCUCCUCAGUUCCCAAACGUUUAUUGAGUGUUGUUAAAAGGAAAGGUGAUGUAACACAGUGCUAAUGCCCCUCUCCCAACUACUUUGGCACGUGUUGCAGCCAUGAAAUUCUGAGUAAAUGAUUAUUUGCAAAAAAAAAGGUUUAUGAGUUUGAACAUUAAAUAUCUUGUCUUUGUAGUGUAUUCAAAUAAAUAAAGGUUGAAAAGGAUUUGCAAAUCAUUUAAAUCCGUUUUUAUUUACAUUUAUCACAAUUUCCCAACUUCAAUGGAAUUGGGUUUUGUAUAUGCAACUUGAUUUGAAUGUCUUUAUAUGGGGAAAAGGGUGCUUGUCUUACAAGUGGGUCUUACACACACCAAAUCCCUCGGUGCUUAUUUGAGAGAGUGUGGAGGACACCACCCUGCCGAAGAGGCACAAAAAUAAAGCUCUAUGUCUGACUUACUGGUUUAGAACUAACUAACUAACUUAGCUAGUUAGGUAGUUAGUCUGUUAGUUUAUAGAUAUUACAGUCCUAGUGUUUGUAUGGCACCCCCUGGGUACCGCUCAUGGAAUUUAUCCCAUCCAGACGCAGUUUUGUAACCAUGGUUUUAUCCCUCAGACAGUCAGGGAGGGGUUGUUUCCAUGGCGAAUGCACCUGCAUCUGUUGAGUCUCAUGUACCCGUUAGUGUGUGCUGUAGAUAUUUGUGAUUUCUCUCAGUAAUGAGGUUUCUAUAUCCACACACACAGAGAUUUUAAACCCAGGUUUGGAUUCAAAAACCAUGCAAACUGUUUACGGAUGUUUUUUUUUUUCUUGACCUUUGACCUGCAAGGUUUUGUACAUGUGUAACACACAUGCUUAAAGAUCAAAAACAGUGGUGAGGAAAUAAAUGAAUGAAUAUGGCUGGUGUUGAGGUAACAUCACCAUGUUUUUUACUCUAUGGUGGUGCAGUUAGGUGAGUUUACUCCAGCUGUCAGCUGACCUUGGUUCAAUACUGAUGAUGAAUGAACUGAUUUUUAUAUGCUGCUUGGAUUCAGGAGUCAAGCACAGGCCAAGUGUGAAAUGUCAGGUUUCUUUAUACCUUCCACCUACAGAGUCAGAUUCACUCUAAUAGACUGAGCUAAGUGUGGAAGAAAUAAGAGUGAGGUCAGAUUUGUAAGAGGAAAACAGACCUUAGGCUGUAAAACAGAGGGUAGUUUAUUCUUAAUACAAUCAUUAAAAACAGCACACACACACCCACAUAAUACUGUUUGUGUGUGUGUGUGUGUGUGUGUGUGUGUGUGUGUGUGUGUGUGUGUGUGUGUGUGUGUGUGAGAGAGAGAGAGAGAGAGAGAGAGAGAGAGAGAGAGAGAGAGAGAGAGAGAAAGAGAGUGUUUCAGGGAAUGGACCAGACUGGUACAGAGAGCUGAUAACAUCCAGCUCAUAAAUCACACACACUCCCUUACAAACACACACAUAUAUGCGCGCAGCUCAUGUGAGCUGUGUCUCUCUAUGAUAGUGUCUCUUGAGGUGAAUGAACCCAUCACCUGUCGAAGGUGAGCCCUGCACAGACACCUGGGUCUGACAUAUGUUUACCUGUUGUUUAAAAAAAUCCAUCAGUCUGACUACACUGGACUAAAUUGUUACUUCAAGACCCCUUUUGUUAGCUAUAAACCAUUCAUGGAGGUACAGUGCAUCCGGAAAGUAUUCAUACCACUUCACUUUUUCCACAUUUUGUUAUGUUACAGCCUUAUUCCAAAAUGGAUUAAAUUCCCUUUUUCCCUCAGAAAUUCUACACAAAAUACCCCAUAAUGACAAAGCGAAAAACUUUUCUUUAGAACAUUUUGCAAAUUUAUUAAAAAUAAGACACUCAAAUGUUGCAUAUACAUAAGUAUUCACACCCUUUGCUAUAAAACUCAAAACUGAGCUCAGGUGCAUCCUGUUUCCACUGAUCAGCCUUGAAAUGUUCCUCCAACUUGAUUGCAGUCCACCUGUGGCAAAUUCAGCUGAUUGGACAUGAUUUGGAAAGCCACACCUGUCUAUAUAAGAUCCCACAGCUGACAGAGCACGUCAGAGCACAAACCAAGCCAUGAAGUCGAAAGAAUUGUCUGUAGACCUCCGAAACAGGGUUGUAUUGGCGCACAGAUCUGGGUAAGGUUACAGAGAAAUAUCUGCUGCAUUGAAGUUCCCAAAAAGCACAGUGGUCUCCAUCAUUAAGAAAUGGGAGACGUUUGGAACCACCAGGACUCUUCCUAGAGCUGGCCGCCCAGCCAAAAUGAGCAAGCGGGGGAGAAGGGCCUUGGUCAGGGAGGUGACCAAGAACCCAAUGGUCACUCUGACAGAGCUCCAGCGUUCCUCUGAGGAGAUGGGAGAACCCUACAGAAGGACCACCAUCUCUGCAGCACUCCACCAGUCAGGCAUUUAUGGUAGAGUGGCCAGACAGACAGAAGCCACUCCUCAGUAAAAAACACAUGACAGCCCACUUGGACUUUGCUAGAAGACACCUGAAGGACUCACAGACCAGGAGAAACAAAAUUCUCUGGUCUGAUGAAACAAAGAUCGAACUCUUUGGCCUGAAUGCCAAGCGUCAUGUCUGGAGGACACCAGGCACCGCUCACCACCUCGCCAAUACCAUCCCUACAGUGAAGCAUGGUGGUGGCAGCAUCAUGCUGUGGGGAUGUUUUUCAGCGGCAGGAACUGGGAGACUUGUCAGGAUCGAAGGAAAAAUGAAUGCAGCUAAGUACAUCGAAAUCCUUGAUGAAAACCUUCUCCAGAGCGCUCGAGACCUUCGACUGGGGUGACGCUUCAUCUUCCAGCAUGACAAUGACCCUAAGCACACGGCCAAGAAGACAAAGGAGUGGCUUCAGGACAAGUCUCUGAAUGUCCUUGAGUGGCCCAGCCAGAGCCCAGACUUGAACCCGAUUGAACAUCUUUGGAAAGACCUGAAAGUAGCUGUGCACCGACACUGCCCAUCCAACCUCACUGAGCUUGAGAGGAUGUGCAAGGAAGAAUGGGAAAAACUCCCCAAAUCCAGGUGUGCCAAGCUUGAUGCAUCAUCCACAGGAACACUGGAGGCUGUAAUCACUGCCAAAGGUGCUUUGACCAAGUAUUGAGUAAAGGGUGUGAAUACUUGUGUAUAUGCAACAUUUGAGUGUCUUAUUUUUAAUAAAUUUGCAAAAUGUUCUAAAAAAAAGUUUUUCACUUUGUCAUUACGGGGUAUUUUGUGUGGAACUUUUGAGGGAAAAAGGGAAUUUAAUCCAUUUUGGAAUAAGGCUGUAACAUAACAAAAUGUGGAAAAAGUGAAGUGGUAUGAAUACUUUCUGGAUGCACUGUACUUAGUGACAGUGUUUAGGGAUUCAGAUCUGAAUCUAUAUUUGAGAAGAAAGUCUUGAAAUUCCUUGUAUUGUUUCAAAAAUAUUCAUGGUGACUGCAAUCUGGUGAUUUUUCUAUUGGCUGAUCUUGUGCACAAUGAGGUGUGUGGAAUACACUUUCAUCAGUGACUGCUGUAAAACCUCCAUCAUCUGACACAUCAAACUGGGAAAAGUCAAUCAGAGUGAGAGAGGGUACAGCAGACUGAUGAGUGUAAUUCCACUGAUUUAGUCUUUGGAUUGUUCUGUUAGUCUGGGUUAUUUAAUGAAUCUUCUCCUGGAACCUUGGCUUGUUGUUUGAUUUAGCAUCAGUUAUUUACUUUAAUUAUUUGUUAGCUUGAGGUCAAUGUGAAUCGGUAGUAGUUAUGUUCCCGACCGCACCAAUCCCCCGCCCAGAGCUGGGCAGUGCAGCUGUCACUUUCUCAGAAACUGUUCCUUAUGGAAGUGGAUUAAAGUUUUUCUCAAUUAGCCAAAAUGAAAUCCAAUUGCUCUCCCAAUACUGACACUAUGGGAAUCAGUUUCCAUUUAAAAUACAUGUGAACACAUAAGUUUGACAAUAACUGGAUUUUAUAUUUCAUGUAAACACUUUAGUGACUGAAACUCUUCUAGGGGCUGUGCCCCCCUCUGAGUCAGGACCAAGCCUGUGCCUCACCUCAACCCUCCCCUCUCAGUGAGGGAAAAAUGGGCCAUGGCACUAACAAGGUCUGUGCAGAGCCAGCUGUGAAGUGGAAUGGUUUUAGGACCAUCCAGUUGCAGAGGGGGUUGUUCCUGAAGGACAAGCUUUAGAUUAGUCUGCUGGUCUAUGUCCCACCUCACCUGUAGUCAAGAAGUGUGGGCGGAGUCUGACAGUAUGAGGCAGUGAAAACAGACAGCUGAAAGAUGUUUUCACUGCAGGGUUCAUCCUCAGAGACGAAGAGACAAGCUCAGGUUCUUAGAUAACUUAAGAGAUUUAGGAUCUGCUCAGGAGGUCUCCAACACAAGGUCUACCGAAGGAGUUUUGGCCUCACAGGUCCAGCAUGGCUUCUAGUCUUAAUGGUGUCUGCGGGUCGAUUUGAUUCAGUGCAGGUCUUUUUCUGAAGAAAAAAAACAGGAAGUAAGUUUUUAAAGAGUUUAGUCUUUGUCCCACAGAUCAGCUGACUUUGACCCCCCCCCCCCACAAACACACACACACACACACACACACAAAGAACCUUCCCUCCCUCUCUUUCUCUCUCUCUCAGUCAGUUUCCCACACAGAGCUGCAGGAAAAGUGUUUUACACAUUAGUGUGAGAGGAGCCAACACAAAUACAUGGAGUCAAAGGACUGAAGGAAAACAGCAUCUGGUUACAUUCUGCUGCUCUUACCAGACCUGACUAAUCCAUCGCAGAGAUGAGAGCAGGACCACACUCUGCUGCUCCUACCAGACCUGACUAAUCCAUCGCAGUGCGGAGAGCAGGCCCACACUCUGGCUGUGUCUCAAUUCAGAGACUGCAUACAGCUGAAUUGGAAUUGGGACGGUCUACCCUUCCUGGCUGAGUCGCCAAAUGUCCCCGCCCUCAGGUUGCAUCACAACUGACUUGAAGAAAAGCUGCGGAGCGCAGCAGUUAUUUUUUAAUUGUGCGACCUUGCACAGACGCAAAACAAUAGAUACAUACCAGCACAGAUCAUUUCCACAAAAUUCAUCCAAUGAUUGCAUGUUUUGUAUGGAGUAUGAGGGCCAUAAUGAGAAUUUUUUUAAAGACUUCGAGAUCAAAGUCGUGAAUUUACAAGAAUAAAGUCAUUAAUUUACGAGAACAAAGUCGUAAGGUUACCUGUUAUUUCAAAGGAGAGUUGUUAAAAUUAGGACCAUGAAGCAUUUGAAGGAACUGUGCUUCAGUAUAGGUUUCACAAACAUGGAGAUACUUCAUCCUUUGGCACAUCAGCAUUACAUUGUCAUAAAUAUAAGAACUUUAAAAAGAUUAUUGUUGUGAGGCAGGUUCGUGGUGAGGACCCAGAUGCAGACACAGAGACUGAGAUCAACUUAAAGAGACUUUUAAUGUCCAAAAAAGGGGAGAUAGUGCAAACAGAGGAAGUCCGAAGGGCUGGUUGGCUGGCUGUCAUGUGGGCUGGAGACACUGCAGGAAAAAACCAGAGGAGACAGGAGUUAAUGAACAUGAAAAUAGUCACUGGGAGCAAAGUUCUGAAGAUUAUACCACGAGGAAGGCCAGGAGACACGUCUGUACCGCUAGGAAGGGUAGACAAUACUCAGGCCCUGAGGCUGAGGGCUGCAGGCUUCUUAAAGUGCCUUGAUUGGAGAUGUGGAGCAGGUGUGUAGUCUCACUCAGCCUCAGCGCCGGGGGAGGGGAGGAAGCUCUGGAAAAGAGUGAAGCCAGACCAGACAAACAAGGAAACACAGGAAGUCCAGCCAAAAUAAAACAAGAUGGAGGCGUCUCACCACAAUUAUAUGAGAAAUAUGUCUUUUCCAUGGAAAAAAAAACAGGUGGACUUGGAGGAAAUCGCUGCUUUUGUGGAGGCAGAAAUGGAUAUACUAAGGAUGUAUCUGUCAGUGCAGCCGUAAGUAGCCGUGAAUGGCAUUGAGCUUUAGUUUAUGAUAUGAAUCCAUAUGUUAUAAUAAGGCGUUGGUGUCUCUGCAGGUGUAGGCUACCGCUGGUGUCAGAGACGUGGUGCUUGUCAGAGCUCGACUCCCACGGAUCACAAAUGUUGAUCAUCAUCAGUUUGAUUGUUUCUUAAAAAACCACAAAAACUCUCUGAAUGACCCGCUGAUACAUCCACAGAUAACCCUGCAGUUGACCAGCCUCAGACAUUUCCCCCUCCACAAAAGCAGCUUUAAGACCUUAUUUACUUUAUGACUUUAUUCUCCUAAGUUUACAACUUAAAUCAGUAAGUCUUAAAAAAAAAUUCUCAAUGUGGAUGUGGUCCCUGAUACUCUGAUGUAGUUUUGUCAGCUUUCCUAUUUCUAAUGUUUUUUCUGAAGAGUAUCAUGUUUGGUUCGCAGAUUUUAGUGAGUUAAGAGAUCAUGCGCUUAUGGAGCCUGAGCUGACUGCCUGCUGUUUUUGAAUUUCUGUGAUUUUCUUUGAAGACGCGCUGUGCCUCCAAGUGAGUCCGGCCUCUCACCUGAAAUGCGCAGCUGUGCAGCGGCACGCAAAGAAUUCUGGGAUACCAAGGCCACAAAAGUGUGCAUAAAUGCACGCUUGAAAAAGGGACAGGGGCAGUGUGGUUUUGAGACCGCAUUUGAAGCGCCCUCAGAAUCACGAGCCAAAUGGGACACCGUUGAUGACGUCACGCACACUUGAAAAUGUGCCGUUCGACGUUGCGGUCUCUGAAAUGAGACUCUUGCUGCGUCCGAAUUGCCCGCUCAGAUACUACAUGCUACUGCUACAUACUACUGCUAGAUCCUACUCCUACAUACUAAACACGUUGGCCCAAUUCGGACACACUAGACGAGCGGUGGGGAAAGACGACCCCCGCAGGCAGAGAGUAGGUACUGCGCCCGUGCAGACAGUGGUAACUGAAGCCCCUCAUCUGCGGGCCUGGCUGUAGUACUGCAGCUGUGCAGUUUAAUGAUGGAAUAAGUGAGCUUUACCUCCAUGAUGUCGCCACAUAUUUGCUCAUAAAAUGAUUAGUUGGGCAAAUAUGACACCAUGAUAUGACAAAGAGAUACAACCGCACAUUUUUUAGGACAGUGUGUGAAGUUACAUGAAACUUACAUCUGUACUGCUGCGGUCCCGCCUGCUGCUGCUGCUGCUGCUCCGACAUGGUGCGCGCUGCUGUGGCCAGCCGGCGUUCGCGACACAUUUAAAAAGGCAGCAGCUGGUGGCGCUAGCAUCACAUGCGCUUCUACAACUUUUAAGAGGACGAAGAAGAAGCCCGUGGUGCAUUUUGGGUCAGUAGCAUGCCCGUAGGAUGCACCGAGACCAACCUACAAUGUGGGCGUGUCUAGUAUCCGAAGUAGUAUCUGAAGUAGCAUGCUACUCGCUCCGGUGGCCAAUUCGGACAUGCUAGAUACUACUUCGACUACUACUUCGACUACUACUUGGCAAUUCGGACGCAGCUACAGCCUCUGCUGCUCCCAUUAGACCUGACUUAUCCAUCACAGAGAGGAGAGCAGGCUCACACUUUGAUAUAGACAUAAUAUACAUGGAUGCCUCAUAGACUGACGCUGCCCAAUUAGCACUGAUGUAUCAUCCUGAACGCCAUCUUGAAUGGGUCCCCCAUUCAAGGCAUUUGUUUCUAUUGAGGAAGGUAUUCCUAACUAAAAUAAACAUAACUCCCUACAUUUUUACUUUGUUUUUUUACAGGGGUUGGUUUUUUAAACACAGCAGAGAUGUAGCUAUGAUACAGGACACUUUCACACAUAAAAAAUAACCAUAAUUUGUUUUUAAUCUUACUUGUAAAAGGUAAUCCUAUGUGAUCUGGUUUCAAUACUGCAUGGAUUUUUUUUUUUUUUUUUUUUUUUUGUAGGGUGCACAAAAUACCAGUAUAGCUGCUUUUCUCCAUUGACUCCGUUUGGCUCUAGUGCAAGCCAAUAUGGCAGGAUUAUACUCCAGCACGUAAUGAGGUGUCUAUUAUGUAUAUGACACUCUUCUGCUCCAACCAGACCUGACUCAUCCAUCACAGAGAGGAGAGCAGGCGCACACUCUGCUGUUUGUGUGGUUUGUGCAGUUUUUUUUAUUGAAGGCUGAGAUGUUGAAAAAUUUGAUAUGGUGUCCAAGAAGGGGGAUAGCUGAUUAUGACAAGUGAAAGUGUCUGCACAUCUUUACCAACAGGAGCUCAACACAAGUUUUACUCACUCUGCUGCUCGCUCAGACCAAAUACCAUAAACACUCAUAGCAAACAGCAGGCACCCAGCAGAUUACUGCUUCCUCUAUUAGUUAGGAUCAUCUAAAUCUUCAUUUUUCAUCCUUAAACCUAUAACCAAAUGUGACAGUGCUCUGGCACCACAUUUCAGACCAGAAAAUCGGCUCAUGUCCAGAUGAUCUGUUUUGUUUUGGACUAGUUGACCUGGACUGUGGUGGGUUACCUCUUUCGGUUACGGACACUUUCCAUCAAAGAGAAUGAUAUUUUUCAUAUAACAAAUAAGAAAGAAAUAUAUAAUAUAUAUAUAAGAAAUAUAAAAUCCAGUUAUUGUCACUCUGCUCCGUGAGCUUCCUGCCUUUCCACCUGAGUGUGUGGAAAACUAAAGCUUGAGUCUAUCAGAGCACACCUCCCCUUUGCUCAGUGUGCAUAUAUGAGACACCAAGGCAGGGAGAGCAGCAGCAAAGAUGCACGGAAAUUACAAACCUCAAUGACCACUAUAUGCUUACAUGAAAGUGCCAGUAGGGGGAGGACGAGAUGCAGCUUAAACGGAAGCCAGUUACAAAAAUAUGGCAUGUGGCAAGGCUGAUUAAUUUUGUACUGAUGGUAUAGGUAAAAUGGCUGUAUAGGAGGUCAGAGACAAUCAGAAAGUAAAUGCUCUGUAUCACAGGAGACCGGGACAUGAACCCUUAAAAAGUUCAGGAUGUGAAGUGGUUAUAAAAUCACCCGCUUUGGUAUUCUACCAUCUGAACCGUGCUACUGAAGCCAUGCAGGAGUCAGCCAGAGUGUUAUACAAUACAGGCUAAGACAUUAGGAAGAUACACACACUGCUGCAAGACGAAUUAGAGGUAGUGUUGUCAUGCAGUGCGAAAAGGCAAUGACUGUUUUUUUUUUUAGUUUUAUCGAAUUAUCAUUACGACAGCAACCAAAACAAACAAUCACCAACAUGAAAUGAAGAUGACAUUGCCAGCAUCAUCAUCAUUAUCGCUAUCACCACCGAACUACCAAAUGCUGAGUGGUUCACAGAGCUAGGUCAGAAAGUGUCUCAGAAGUAGAAAGGGACUGUGUAGCUCAAAAGAAGGGAUCACUAAGAUGGUGGCUUGUAGAGACAUGAACAUGGUUUUCCACUGGAGAGGCUGUAGCAGUGGGAGAGACACCUAGCCGCUUAUGACAUAGAGAGUUGCAUGGCUGGAGUAUGUGUGGAUUUAUUGUAUGGAGUAAGCUGAAUACUUUGCUGAUGAGGUUGGUGUUGUGGGUCCUGUUCACGAUUAAAGAAGGGACACUUGUCCUCGUAGGCCAAAGAACCAUACAUCAGAAUGCUCUCCGGAUGACAGCGUGAGAAAUAACACCAAACUCUCAGUCAUACAUCUGAACAUCUUAAGUCACGUCAAAGAAUGGUGUGGUGGUGGUUUGCAGAGAAACAGGAAGACUAAGCAGGUUCACACUCUUUCAAACCUUUGUUGGACAGAAGAAGGCUAUCAGCCGAGCCGUCAGCUAGUAAGGAUGUUGUUAAAAUCAGCUUCAGAACUCUGGGCACAGUUUGACUUUGUGACCUGCCUGAACAAACACUGUGCAACUAGCUCAUGUCCCUCCUUAUAUUGUGAUUCACACCAAAACUUUUACUGUUAUGUGUCUUUUAUUAACUUUUAAUUGUGUUUAAACUGGUAUGUUCACUGUUCAUAGUGUUCCUAAAACAAGAAAUGCCCUGACCCGGAUUCGAACCCGGGACCUUCUUGCUGUGAGGCGACAGUGCUAUCAACUACACCACUGUGCCGCCCAUUGGUUAUCUUUCAGCAUUGACAAUUCCAACGACACCCUUAUUUUUGUGUGUUCUGGAUCACAGUAUCCAGAAUUUUGUCUGGAUCAGGAUCAACCUUUGACACCUCAUAAAACUCAUUGAGAUCCUUUUGUGUAAUUUUUUACUAAAGAUUCUGGACAUUUUUAUAGAGUUGAAUGCAAAAAUUCCAAAAUGUGCCCUAUCUCACAAUGAUAAAGAAUCCUUCAAAAAAUUCCUGGAUCCAGAAGGCGAUCCGGAUCACCACCAAAAUGUAAUGGGAUCCUCCUGGGGCUGAGACGCACCUCUGGUGAAAAUUUCAGGUCAAUCUGUCUGUCACUUUCUCCGUAAAGUUGCUAACAGACAAACAAACUAAUAAACAAACAAACAAACAAACAAACAAACCAACGCUACCGAAAACAUAACCUCCUUGGCGGAGGUAAUAAUCCUAUUCCACUUCUCUGUCCUGUCUUCAGAUUUUAGGACACAAAGACCUGACAUCUCCAACUCAGAGGUACAUAGACAGCAAAGUGGUACGAACUCAGACGGAGGGAGAAUGGCUGUCAUUUGAUGUGACAGAGGCAGUGAGCGAAUGGCUGAACCACAGAGGUAAAAGACCCAUCUUCAUCACUUCUCCAUAAGUCAUGUCUGUGCAACUGCUCAAUAAUCUCAACCUUUGUGUGCCCACAGACAGAAACAGUGGAUUUAAGCUCAGCCUGCACUGUCCCUGCUGCACGUUUGUACCGUCCAACAAUUACAUCAUUCCUAAUAAGAGCGAGGAGCUGGAGGCACGCUUUGCAGGUGAUUUCACCAAACAUGGUGACGAUGUUUUAUUGUAUGUCUGCAGGACAUGACAGAGGAGUGAUGUGGCUCUGAGUAUCAGCUGUCAGACAGUUGUGAUGUACCUGUAUAAACCUCGGACUGUCGUUCAGUCAUACAGUGUCUCUCCUUAUGGUCCUACCCUGAAUCACCUGGCAGCGAGCAGACAAGUAAUAAAAAGAGUUCUGUCAGUCCAAAGAGGGAUCUUGACAGAUUGCAGUUGGAACCAGAAGGGUUGGGUUUGUUUGCUGAGAUGGAGAACAGGUCUGAGGUUUAGCUGACAGAAACAGUAAGCUGCAUGAGCAUAUUGUCCAGCACAGGAGUCUUUACCUGUUGGGAUAGGUAGAAGGUGGGGUGCUAGUCUGUCAGGAUGGACCUUUGUAGACAGCUAUUGCUCAGCUGGUUCAGGACUGAAACCUGAGCCUAGCAUUGAAUGAAGGUCAGUGAUCUUUGUUUCAGGUAUUGAUGACAGCUUCAUCCAUGGCAGUGAUCUGAAGGUUUAUAAGAGACGGCGGCAUAGCUCUCAGGCUCCUCACCUGCUUCUCAUGCUACUGCCUUCAUACCGGCUGGAGUCCCAGAUGCAACAUAAGUCCCACAGAUCUAGAAGGGCCCUGGAUGCCGCCUACUGCUCCAGGUACCUCUCCACCUGGUUUUAAAGCCUGUUAACCUGUUUGGAGAGAUCAUGGUCAUCUCAGUGAAAACAGUGUGUCUCUCUGUGUCUCAGUCCUGAUGUCCUCAUGUCUCUGCAGGAACGUUCAGGACAACUGCUGCUUACGCUCGCUCUACAUCGACUUCAAGAAGGACCUGGGCUGGAGGUGGAUCCACGAGCCAAAGGGCUACGAGGCCAACUUCUGUGCUGGGGCAUGUCCAUACCUGUGGAGUGCAGAUACCCAGCACUCCAAGGUACGGUAUGAGAAUGGGGUCAAAGGUCACACACUCUGUGGGCCAGUGAGAUCAGGAUCUUCACUGGUUUAUCUCUGUUACUCAUGGUAGACUUUGGUUUCUGUGUUCCAGGUCUUAGGUCUAUACAACACCAUCAACCCUGAGGCCUCAGCGUCCCCGUGCUGCGUGUCCCAGGACCUGGAGCCCCUCACCAUUCUCUACUACAUCGGAAAGACACCCAAGAUAGAGCAGCUGUCCAACAUGAAGGUCAAGUCCUGCAAGUGCAGCUAGGACCUGGAUCCACUCUGGGGACUCUGUCCUCCCCUCACCACAACACAGACAGACAGACAGACAGAAAGACAGAGGGACAGAAACACUGACUUACAGGUCACUCAGCAGAGUCUUCACUCCUUUAGUUACACUGUUUGUGACAGCUUCAAAACAGCAAACUGGACCUUACCUGAGCUUCUGAUGAUGAACUCUGGCUGCUCAGGGCUUGACUUUUAAACUUUCAGGACAAGUUUACUCCCUGGUCUUCAUGCCCAGUGGACUGACUGUCCUGGAGGACAGCCUACCACCUGCUCCUGCAGACAUCUGGAUGUUGGAGAAACAUCAAAUACUGAACAGAUCUUCAGACCUGAACAUGACCUGGCAGCUCCACACUUCCAGGCUCUAUAAAUCUUGAAGUGAAACUGUCUAGGAUCCGGCUGCUGAGACAUCUUAUAAAACUGUUUAAAUGAUGAAGUAAACAUAUUGACUGCACGUGCAAAGUGGAUGUCCACUUCCUUUUUGAAGUCUGAACGUCAGUGUGUGGGCCAAUGGCAGUUUGGAUUUUGGAGAAGGUGGUAACCGUAAUAGCUCUGACAGGUCAUUCCCAGGUAUCCCUGGUCCAGCCCCUCCCCCGCUUUCUGGUCUGUGUGACUCUAGAUGGGACCAUAUUUCACCAAAGGACCGUAAUGCUGUAUCAAUGAAGACUGGAAACAAGCGACUGAGACGUUAAAAUAAUUUGCAAGUGCUACAGGGAAGGAGGACCAGUUCCUAACAGACUGUGACACAGUUGGCCUGUUUUUAUAACCAGAGGAGUCGCCCCCUGCUGGACAUGAAAGGUACCUCUGCAUUAUUUCACUGGUAUAAACAUGAGGACAUGUCCACAUCUUUGGUACCGUCUAUGCUGGAUGCAGAAUGUGAUGAAGCUAAGCCAAUAUAAUGCCUUCAGUUGUAAUACUGCUGAUGGUCUCUAGACUUCAGUUUGAAAUACCUUGGUGGUAUCAAAAUACUUUUUGGAUCUGAUCAAAAAACUCUGUCUGUACACACAUAUGUGACAUCAUCAUCAUCAGCUGAAUCAAAGGUAAACAAACCUGAGGACAAAAUACUGCGGUAUGUUACAGGUCCUUCAGAAAUUAGAAAUUGUGUUUGGCUGUAAAAUGUCUGCCUUAUUUCACACCUGGCUGACCUCAAAGAUCCAGCAGACCCUGCACACCUGAACUCACCUCAUACUGGUGGAACACACCUGAUGUAAAUAAUCUUUAAUGGUGGAUUCAAAGACACAAUAAUAUAUGAGUUAUUUUAACCCUGCUGCACACACACACACACACACACACACACACACACACACACACACACACACACACACACACACACACACACACACACACACACACAAACAUACACACAAUAGUUUAAAAACAUCUAUGACUAGUCAUAGAUGACUACGACUAUAGACCCAAACAGAUGAAUGAAAAUAGGUAGGAGACACACACACACACACACACACACACACACACACACACACACACACACACACACCUCACAGACACAAAGGAAAAACAAACACUGGAACAGAUAAGUGUAUAUAUGUGAAUUAACCACACACACUCAGUGUUGACACCUCGUACCACAGAGAUAAACAAAUAACCUUUAUUGAUCUGAACAAAAGAUAGAUAGAUAGAUAGAUAGAUUGAUAGAUACUUAAUUGAUCAGUAUACUUACAGUAGAAAACAAUGUACAUGACAUCUGAUACAUUAAAGAAAAACAAGACCUGCCGUGCCACAUUUAUACAAGCUUCACUUGUGCAUAAGUAAGACAAAAUUUAAACGAAGAAUGUACAGUAAUAAUUACCAUGUUAAAAAAUAAUAAUAAAUUAUGAAUUCUGAACAAUAAGAAAUGGAGCAGAAAUGUUAGAGAUCAGGGUGUCCCUCUUUUACUUUUGGGGGGGGGGGGUUCCUGAGUUCCUGAGUCUGUUGGUGGAGCAGGGCAGGGACACACUCCUUUUCCUGCUGAGUCUGCUGUGCAGAGGGUGCAUGGACAGCAUUUUUUUUCAGGGUCCUUAGGGCCAGCCGCCUUCCCAGUCUGUCCAGUCAUACUAUGUCCCUCUUCUUGCUGCUUCCUCACCAGCAACAUAGAAGAGGACACUAGCCACCACAGACUGGUAAACCAUCUGAAGCAGGAUCCCAGCUUUCUCAUACUUGCUGACCACUUCAGUUUUUCAUCCAGCUGCUGUCCCAGAUAUAAGUCCUGACCACCCUCGCAUCAGCUCCCUCAAUAGACACCAGCUCAAGAUGUUGUUUGGUCUUCCUGUCCACCACCACCAUCUGCUGACCACAGUGCCAGUGUUAAAGAGACAAAACCUUUUGUUUGUUUUUCUGUUAGAAAUUAGAUCAGUUCAACCAACACAAAAAAAUAUCCCAAAUACUUGUAUAAAACUCAUCUCUUUAUUAAUGUUUAUAAAGGUGGUACAUUUUUUUAAAGUUUCAUUCGAUAUCAACAUCAUAGCAGCCUAUACCUGACUGCAUCAGCCAUAAUUCAGUGUGUCAAACAUCAUCAGCUAAACAGAGGAAGUCAAACAGCACAAACUGUGUGAAUGCUUUUAUUGAUAUUUAUUUUUAUAGACAGCAGAUGACGUGGCUAGAGUGCAGUGUUUGUUCAAAUUAUUAUCAUUAUGAGCCUCAGUGUGUUAGUCAGGGUUUACGUUGGUGCUGCAGCCCGCCCAGCAUAACUUCAACCCCCCAUCUCAACAGUGGGGGUAGGGGAGGGGUUUACCCGGACAGGUUAACUGUCUGACACCUGUCAGUUGUGACUGUAAUAUGUAGGAGAGGAUAUCAGAUAACAGAGACUAAGGAACACAGUGUUUAAGAUGCAGAACUAACCCCUUAUUAAAAAGAGCAUACCCUCUGUUCAAUAAAUUCAUCAGCCAAUCAGCAGCCAGAUGUCAUUACCUUGGUCCAACACCGUGGUAUUUCCUGUUGUUGUUUUGUUUUUAAUAACCAUAUUAGUGUGUUAGUUACUCCCCACAGCAGAUGAUGACAAUGAGUAUGAUAAAGAUGAUGAGGUUGAGGAUGACGAUAAUAAUGAUGACGAUGAUGAUCAUGAUGAGGAUGAUGAAGAUAAUGAGGUUUUGUUGAUGAUGAUGAUGGUGAUGACUGUGAUCAUGAUGAAGAUGAUGAAGAUAACGAAAUUGAUGAUGAAGGUGAUGAUGAUACUUAGGAUGAUGAAGGCCCCAUGCCGUAUGUAACAGUUGUGUAUCUUCUGGUAAAUAAAUUAUUGAAAUUUGUUGUUUCUCUGUUUGUUCAUCUGAGAAGAAUUUUGACCCGAUCUCUGCAGCUUCUUAAUCCUCCUCUAAACACCUCAACCCUUCCUCCUCACCCUCCUCUGCCCCCUCUUCCUCUUCUUCAGACUGAAAUAGUUCAAACGCAGAGACUGUGUCAGGUUUCUUCUCUGCUCCUGUAGUCAGUUUUAUGCAAACUGAUCUCCAGUUGUGUUGGAUUCAGACUAAAGAGGAGAGCAGCUGCUGAUGCUAAUGUUAGAGUGUGUGUGGUCUACAGAGAACAAAGACACUGUGAACAAUCCCUCUCAUAAACACAGAUAAUGUUUCAACAGCACUGUUAAUGCUCUGUGUGUCCAUCAGACAGUUUACACCAACACUGAUCAAAAAGUUCCUGCUAAUCUCAGCUCAGGACCAAAAGUUUUUGGUAACAUCAGUUAAAAAAGAAGUUUCCUGCAGGAGUUGCACAUUGCAAAUAUUAGAUGCUAACCUCUCUACAUAACAAAAAGGGUCUGCAGAAGUCAGAUCCGAAUACAGAGAUCCUGCAGAAAUCAGCCAGAAACAAAAAUUACUGAAGAAGUUAGAUGAGAACAAACAGUUCCUGUUAACAUCAGCUCAAAACGUUCCUGCCCCUGUCAGCUUAGGUCAAGGUCCUGCUGAAGUCAGCUCAGAUCAAAACGUUCCUGCCCAAUAAGCCCAGAACAUACAGAAGCUCAUAUUUUUUGUUUGAUAAGAUUUUAAGUUCAAAGAUCAGGAGAGAGCAGCAUGGAGGAGAGAUCAGGGCGUGAUCACACAAUGAUGCUCCCAUCACGAGCAACUACACCUGAGGAACCAUAGAUCAUUGUACAACAGGAUUUUAUAAAUUUUAUUUAUUUUGAUGUAUUUUGAUGGUGAUGAUGUAAGACCGUCCAUCAUCACCAUCAAUUAAAUUUCUGCUCUAAUCCCAGAGGUAGAGCAGUACAGCGCGAGUCAAGUGUAGCUGAAGCUUGUUGCUCAUUCAACCACUGGAGACAACAGUGGAGAAUGGUCUAGCUAAGUACAUAGUGUUGUCUAAAGAGCAGGGCCUUUAGCUGUCUCUUGAAGGUAGAGAGGAACUCUACAGAUUAAAUGAUGAUGUAUUAUUGGUGUGAAGGGCAGGUAAAAUUGUGCCAAGGCAAAACAACACAGCACAUCACAACAAACAGUACAUUCAACCACAAUUAACAUAACAAGCAUCACAUUUAACCUGACAACAGACUCACACAAGCUCGGACAGGUAACCUCAGUAGGAGUAACACAACUUUGAAAAAACCACAACCUCUAGGGUUGUCCUAGUCCCGAUGUUGAAGCUAAACCAGUCAAAAAUGUAAAAAACUAAACUUUUUAGGACAAUAUUACUUAACAAGCUAAGGUGGACGAACAAGGUUAACCAUGAAGAUAAAUUAACAACAUGUCAGAGCAGAAAUAAAAGUGUUUGUAUGUUAAUUUGGAAGUAUCAGCAGGUGGAGGAAGUUGGGAUAAACCAGAGAUCAGAAUAAAACAGAAAACUGAUUUUAGCAGACAGACAACAUGAGGGGGAUUAAUCUCCAUCUCCACACAGAGCACAGAGUCUGACAGUGUGUGUGUGUGUGUGUGUGUGUGUGUGUGUGUGUGUGUGUGUGUGUGUGUGUGUGUGUGUGUGUGUGUGUGUGUGUGUGUGUGUGUGCGCUUGGAUACUUACAAUCCAUGAAUUCCUCUCUCAGUAAUUUGACUGAACUUGAUACUGUCCUGGUCUGGAUCUUUGUGUCUCCUAUGGAGGCAGUAGUGUUGGCUGACAUCUGAAAUGAUACAGGAGCUCUUUAUUACCCCCUGUCUCUGUGUUUGACACACUGAAUAAAGGUGUGUGCGUAUGUGUGUGUAUGUGCGUAUGUAUGUGAGUGAGUACAUUUAAACUGCUUGCCUCAGUCAGGUUCAGUUCAAUGUUUGGUUUUUUACUCAUUAAUCACGACUUUCUCUGUUUUAUGAGUGUUCUUUACACAAUUCAGGGAAACUCUUUAUAUCGAAAAAAGAGAUGCAUAAUGCUGUUUGAUGUAUCUCCAAUCAUUUUAUCAGACUGUCUGUCUCUCUCUUUUUGUCCACUCUCCCUCCCCAACCCCCUCUAGUAAUAUGAGUCUGUUCAGGUCCAGGGUUUUGUUGGGGGAGGGUUUUGGAUGGAGGUCUAGAGGGAAAGUCUGCGAUUUCUUCACUUGGAAAUGUUCUAAAUCCAGCUCCCUCUGAAUUUUUCUUUUUAUGGUUUCAGCAUCAAAGAGUUUGGGACAAACUGAUCUGUGAGAUUUAUUCCAGAAUAAAGAUAAAAGUACAAUGUCUCAUAAACUCAUCAAACGUGUUUUUGUGCAUGUCUAAUUAUAAAUGUGUGUAUCAAUCUAUCACAUGAUUUGUUACCUGAUCCAUCUCUCAGCCCUACAUCGCCUCACUGUGGGUUUAUCAUCCCUGUGAGGAAAGGCUUAAAGCUUGGAUGGCUCUGACAGGCUGAAACAUCUAUCAGUUAAAAAAAUCAUAGAUUAGAGCCACAAACCUGUAAGUACUUUGUCCUUAUCUCCAAGCCCGCCCCCCUUUAGCUGAAAACUAAAACAGCUGGUGAAGGGAAUUUCUGGAGUCUUUGAGGACAGAAUCACUUCAGAUUUGAAAACAUCUUCUUCACUUGCUUUGUAGAAAAAAAUCAUACAACUUUAAUAAUCAAUGUACAUUUAGGUUAAUUUUGACAAUUAUCGGUAAAUGAGACUCCUCUUAGGCUGUCUUGGUCAAACUUUAGCUAAAGGAGCCCUAAACCAGAAUCACUGUAGUCUGUAUUCACCUGUGUUACCUGAAUGGAUCUCUGAAUUUAUGAACUAAAACAUUGUUUUUUCACUUCCAUUGAUCCCUCUAAUCAUCAUCUCUGCUCAUCUAUCCACCCACUGUUUGAAUUUCGAUAUGAAUAUUCACAGACACUCCAGAUUUGGUUUGAUAGAAGAGUUAAACUUGACCCUGAAAGACGUCUGGAGAGACCUCCACAGAGAUCUCCAUACAGAAACAUUCACAUCUCUGAGACCUCAACUCGAGCAUCCACAGAGACCCCCCCCCAUAAACCCAACACGGUGUUUUAGAGAGACAAGUGAGAGGAAAAUAAUGGUGGUGUGAUCUGUGAAAUAUCAGAGUUCAUGUGUGAAAGCGUGUUUGUUUCCCUUCCCUCCCACCCCCACAUGUCUGUAUAGAGCAAUGUGACCCCCCUCCCCCUUCAGGAAUGGACCCCUGUCUGAAUGGAGUGCUGUGUCUCUGACCUUGAUUUGGAGCCAGGAAACCAUCAGUCCACCUGUCCAACUGUCCACCUGUCCCUGUCCUUUAGAGACUGAACCCUCUGACCUAAGGGAGGGGGUGUUUGUUUAUCUAUCACAGCCUGAAUCAUGUUUAUGAUUAUUAUUGUCAUUUAGAGAUUAUUAUUGUUAUUUCUGAUUGUGUUUCUUCUUUUAGGACUGACCUUAAUCUGUUCCUGCUGACAAACUUAGUACCUAACUAACGACCUUGAGAAUAAACACUGUGUUCAGGUGUUAAUUCAGCCUUCUUCAUUGGAUGAUUAAAUAAAAACACAAACUGUCUGGUCAGUGAAGAGUCUCUGCUUUCAUAAAGUGACCUCUCGAGGUAACCUGCUCAUGAUUCACACAUGAAGCCUCUUCUUCAUUACUAGUCUCCUCCCUGUCUGCACGCUCACCUGUACUCAGGUUUCACUGAAUAAAUCUGCUCCUCUAUGUUCAGCUGCUCCCACCGCAGAUAAACUUCAGCUCACCUGCCCAUCAGCUGCCUCAGGGGGACUCACCUGAGUCUACCUGGCUCCAUCUGAGCUCCCUCUCACUCAGGUGUGCUCCUCCUCUACCUCUCAGGGAUGAGGACGUGAGCAGAGCAGACAGCAGAGAGCUGCAGGGCUGAGCUGCUUUCACUCUUUAUCAGCCUUAAACCAUCAUCACAUAGGAGACACUGACCACACCUGACACCUGAGGAAGGGUGGGGGAGAGGGGGUGUUUGCGGGAGCAGGGCAGGUGUAGAUGAGAGGAUGAUGAGAGGAUGAUGAUGAAGGUGUGGAAGAGGGUCAUUGAGUCCGACAUGAGCUCAGACCUGCUCAGGAAUCUUGAAGCUGUCAGAAAAAUAAUUACAGGUGUGUGAGUUUGUGGGUGUUAGUGAGUGUGUGUUACCUGUAGACCUCAUGCUGAGGCCUGAUCUUGGGUUAAUCUAAAUCAGGUGUGGGAUAAACUCUGAGUGUUUAAAACUGAGACGUCUUUUUAUCAGGUUAAAUAAAGAGUGACCAGUGAUCAGCAUAAAUUCUAACUCACAUUCAAACGCACACAAGCAACAACAUUAAAGCCCCCCCCCCCAAAAAAACAGACUUUCCCUCAAAAAACAUCAUCAGGUGAGUGAGCCUCAGGUCCCACCUAAAUAAUGCUUUAACACCUGUGACCAAUAUCAUCAUAAAAAGGUCAGAGUAAGGAGACUUACACACACAUACACACACUCUCUCUCUCUCUCUCAGAGAAUGAGAUCGCUCUAUGUCUGUUUUUUCUAUCUAAAGUUGUAUUUCCUUAUCCUACAUGAAAAGAGCUUUACCUGACAACAGACUGAUAAAACCACAUAAACUCCACACUCACACAUUUGUGUGUGCAAAAGAAAGAAAGAAAGAGAGAGAGAGAGCGAGAGAGAGAGAGAAAGAAAGAGAGAGAGAGAGAGAGAGAGAGAGAGGGGUGAUGUUCACUUAAGUGUCAUUUAUGGGUUUACAAAGCGUCCUGUGUAUGUGCCGAGAGGCUCCCACAUCUAAAACAUAUAAACACAGAUUACAUCACACAAACACACACACACACACACACACACACACACACACACACACACACACACACACACACACACACAUCGGAAUAUGCAGCGGUGUGACACACAGAGAAGAUCUGUUCAUUCAUGGGACAUCAGAAAGACCUUCUGUACACACACAGACAAAUGUUAAGGCCUAUUCCAAGUAAAACUCUGAUAAGUAUUUUAAAAUUAACAUUAUAUGAUAAAACUGAAGGUGUUUUCUACCAUUGGUCCUGAAAGGUAAGAUCGCAUUUAUUUAUUUAUUUAUUUUUAAAAAGCGCAACUUCUGGUAAUUAAAAAAAAAAAAAAAAAAAAGUAGAUUCUCGCGAGGUUUGGUCGUGAUCCGGAACAGUCUCGCGUGACUUCCAUCAGACUGUCAUGGCUGCGCUCAGGAAGCUUCAACUGUGUGCAGUUUCUCCAACGACUAAACAUUCCGCCUCCGUCAUCUUCCUGCAUGGAUCAGGUGUGUGUGUGUGUGUGUGUGUGUGUGUGUGUGUGUGUGUGUGUGUGUGUGUGUGUGUGUGUGUGUGUGUGUGUGUGUGUGUGUGUGUGUUGCAGGCUGCGGAUGAAUGUGUGACAAGUAUUGUUGUGUAAAUGUUGCUGCCGUGGAUCAGAGAGAGGAAAAGUCAUGAAAAUGCGCCUGUGAGCGCAUAAGUUUUAGACUUACCAAAGAUAAACUGUCACACCAGCUGUUUUAUUUUAUUAAAUAUACAAACAGAACAGCUGAUAGAUAGACUUAAACAAUGAUGAAAAUUACAGUAGUAACUGAAACUCCGACUAUAUGUAAAAUACUCUGACAUUAAUUUACUUGGUAGUAGAAAAAAAUGAGUUUCACCUAGCCUUUUACAAUUAGCAAUGACUUUAAUUAUAAUGCACCUUUAAACCAACACGCAGACAGUCUGCUCUGUUUCAUAAACAGACAAAGAGUGACAGCAAAAAGGGUAAAAAUACAUGAAUCAAAUGAGAGAAUAGAUGGUCACAGUUACUUGGAAAUGAUUAAAUCAGACUUGAGAUUAAACUCUUGUGUAUCAACUGAAUCUAACAUAUCAGACAGGUGUGCCUGUUUGAUUUGUUUGACAUGUUAGCUGUUGUCCUCAUGACAAAUGACUUUAAAAAAAAAACAAAUGUGUGCUGAUCAAGCCAACCAACAGACAAUCCAGUUUAACCAGUUUGUUUGAUGAUCUGGUUUUCAGGAGAUACUGGUUCUGGACUGAGGUCAUGGGUCAGAGAAGUUCUGGUUCCUGAUCUGGUUUUUAGUCACAUCCAAGUGAUUUACCCUACAGCCCCUCCCAGGUACAGGUGUAUUUAUUCCUGAUUAUUCGUGUCAUAAUCUGAUGCUUUUAAUUACAGCCCUAUGCUGUGAAAACUGUAAAAAUCAGAAGACAAUGGUUUCAAAAUCACUUAUGUUUAUAUUUAUUAAAAAAAUUAAGGGAAAGGACAACAAAUCUUAUAUAAAAGUCAUAAAAAAUAGUGUUAUUUGAUAAAAAGCUUCUGAUCAUUUUAAUUAAAUGGAGGUAGGGUGGCACAAUUUUGGCUGAAAAUAAAAUCCUGAUUUUUUCUCUCUGAAAACUCAAAUUUUGAUUUUGAUUUUUUAUUCAAUGACAACUUCACCAAACUUCCCUCUAACAAUAAGUUUUUCUAUCAUCUCUAAAUACGAAACCACCAAAAAUGAUGUAGUGCAUAUCCCAAGCCAGUAAGUAGCGCUGUAAAGCUGCCGAGGAUCUGCGCCAAGGACAGAGGAAGAGUACGGAGCAUGCGUAUAUAGGUUGUUUUGACCGAACACGUGCAGGCGCCAUAAAAGAGUUAUACUGUGUGUGACAAAACCGCUUCAAGAGAGAUGCAGAUAGACAUCCACACAGAGAUGAAAUGGUAGUCGUUUACAGAUUUAUGCUCUCUCUGACCCAUUUACAAAAAGUACCGUUUACAGUCACCCGAAACAAAGUUUCUGUGUGGAUGAAAUGCUGAUAUGACAAAAACUUUUGUGUUCGAUUUGAUGAUUUUAAUAUUUUUAGCCUCUUCAUAAUCAAAUAAUUCACUUACAAUUUUAAUUAGUUUAAUCGUGCAGCCCUAAACAGAGGUGAUGUAGCCUAUUUGUAAAAAGUGGUAAAAGGAACAACCAAACAGGUAAAAUGUUAUAGAGGAACAACCAAACAGGCAAACAGUUGUCAAAAAAACAACCAAACAGGCAAACAGUUUUAGAAAAAAAAAAAAAUACCAAACAGGUAAGAAGUUGUGCAAUGUUCAUAACCACUGGACAUCUCAAACUAUCGAGGGGAGUUUUCUACAGGUUAGUAACUUGACUGGGUAUAAAAAUGACAUUCAGAGAGGCUGAGUCUCUCGGAGGGAAAGAUGGGAGGAGAUUCACUACUCUCUGAGAGACUGUGUGAGCUAAUAGUUCAACAGUUUCAGAAAAAAGUUUCUGCGUGUCAAAUGUUAAAGAAUGAGUAGAUUUAAUUAUUUAUAGUACAUAGGAUCAUUAAAAGAUUGAAAUGGGACAAGGACCAAAACUAUGACUGGAUGGACCUGAUCUUCAGGCCCUCAGGCUGCACUGCAUUGAAAACAAACAGGAAUCUGUCGUGGAAAUCGCUGCAUGGGCUCAAAUUUACUUUAAAAAACUAUCAUCUGUGAACACAGUACAUCACUGCAUCCAGAAAUGAGGUUAAAACUGAACCACGCAAAGAGGAAACUAGAUCCAAACGUGAUCCAAAACACCAGAGACCUCUCUGGGCCUGAGCCCAUUUAAGGUGGACCGCGGGAAUGAAAAAAUCUGUCCCAUGGGCUGAUGAAUCAAAGUGUGACAUUCUUUUCAGGACACACAAUGAGAACAUGAACCUUGAGCUACUUUUUAGAAACAUGUUGCUGACAUCAAACUUAAAAUGAGCAGAGAUUUUUCUUACAACAACAUUUUCAGUGCCAACACUUGAUGUGCUGUCUAUUCACCGUAAAUUAGAUUUAAACGAAUAUAGGCUUUAAUGAUUUACAAACCAUCAGAUUCUGUUAAUCAACUGCUGUUGCUUUGAUUCUAAUGCCUUUAUUACAGGGUUGUAUUUUAGAGUUUACUUUAUGUGUCAAAUAAAUAUUCAUGUAUUUAUGUUUGAUUGAUGUAAUUGAUGUAGGAAUUGCAUAUUUAAAUACAGUAUUUUGACUUGUGAAGUCAAUAAAAGUUAGGAAGCACAUUUUACCUGAACAGGUUUGAAUUGACCCUGUGUCAUGUGUGACCUCUGACCUUCUUUAGGCCAUACACUCCCAUGAGAGGGGCUCUGUCUAACGUUUGGUUCGACCGACGCAAGAUCUCGCCUGACUGUCCUGAGCACCUUGAGUCCAUUGAUCACAUGUGUGAGACGUUAGGGUCCCUGAUUCAAGACCAAGUCCAAGCUGGAAUCCCCAAACACCGGAUCGUCAUUGGUAUUGUUUUAUAUCACUAUUAGAUGAAAACAGAAUUUUCCAACUCUCAUCACCUGACAAAACCUGAUUACACCUGGAAACCCCUGAUAACACCUAAUUACACUUUAUUUCACCUGACAAUACCUGACAAGGCCUUCAAAACAUGAUUACACCUAAGUUAAUGAUAACAUCUGAUGACACUUAAUUACAGUCGACAAUUCUUGAUUACACCUGAUUAUACCUAUUUACAGUAGAGAAACUGAUUACACUUGAUAAAACUUGAAUAGACUUGAUCACAUCAGAUUAUACUUGAAAACACCUGGACACACUUAAAUACACUUAAUUUCAACUGAUAACACUUUGAUUACACCAAAUUACACUUAAAUUACACUGAAAUAUACUCGAUUAUACCAGAUAAUACCUGAUUACAUGUGAUUACGCCUUAUCACCCUGAUUAUACCCGAAUACACCUGAUUACACUGGAAUAAACCUGAGUACGCUCAAAUAAACCUGAUUACACUUGAAUACACCUAAAAACACCUUAUAAUACUUAAAAACACUUGAUUAUGCCUGAUAACACCUGAUUACACCCAAAUCCCAGAUACACAUGAUUACACUCAAAUUAACGUAAUUAUGCUUGAUUACACCUGACAAUACCUGACUUUACCUUCAACACCUUAUUAGGCCUGGAAACACCCGAUUUCACAUGAAUGUACCUGAUUUUAACAAAGAUAUCAGCAGGGUGUUGCUCUUUCUGCAGUAAAAAGAGGGAAUGAAUCAGUCUGUACUACUUUACUACUUUUCUGAUCUACAACUAUACAGUGAGCUGCUGUGUGUGUGUGUGUGUGUGUGUUUGUGUGUGUCUGUUCAUGCUAACCUUUAAUAAAAGUUUUAUUAGUUUCUCUCUCAGGAUUUAACUGUCAGCUUUAUGACUUUUAAUGCAUUAUCUCUACACACACUCUCUCUCUGUCUGUCCCUGCUCCCCCUCUCCGCCCCCUCUCUCUCCGUCUGUUUCAUGUUUUGCCAGCAGACAGUAAAAUGGUUUUCAGGAGUUUCUCUAAAAGCUUUUCGUCACAAACGUUUUACUAAUAAAGAUCAAAUAAAAACUGAACUCGCUUACAUUAAGACUGUAAACAAACAUUUAAAUAUUUUGAAUAUCCAAAAACAAUGAAUAAUGCAAACAGUGUCAACAUUCAAAUCUGAGAUUUUUUUUAAAGGGACAAUAUGUAUUAAUGAACAUUAAUGUCAACAUUAUGUCAAUGUCAAGUUUAUUUGUAUAGCACAUUUAAACAGCCAGUGGCCUACCAAAGUGCUUUACAAUAACGAAGCAGUAGCAAAAAAAGCAGGUCAUACACAGCAAACAGCAACAACAAAAGACAUGUAACAUAUAAAUGUAAAUGUAAACAAAAAUAAAUAUAAAUAUAACCAAUACAAGUAUCAUACUCCGUCAAAAGCUAAGGUGAACAAGUGCAUUUAUAUGUAAAUCCAUGACUUACAUGUGGCUAAUCUGGUCAAGUAAUACACUUUUUUUAAACAUCAGAUCUUAUAAACUUUACAAACUGUUAAAACAUUAACCUACUUCAGUAUUCGAGACAUGAACACAAAAUAAAUAUUUGAUACUUCAUAAACAUAAAAACAAAAACAUUAUCAGAGUAACAUUUAUACCAAUUACAAUCAGACUUUAUUUAAAAAGCACUUUUCAUUCAAAAAGAAAUGCAGCACAAAGUGCUUUACAUGUUAAAAACAACCCCCUCCCCCAUAUCAUCCCCCCACCCCCUGCCCCCCCGAUAUAUAAACAAAUAUAUAAGAUAUUUAAAUAAAAUGAAAUAAGAUAAAACUAUAGAUAAAGAUAUACACUCAUAAAUCAUCAACCAAUAAAGAUUUAAUUAAUUGUCUACAACCGUAAUGAAACACUCAUUUGCCCCACAAUGAAUCGUUUUAAAGAUCUCAAACAUUGUUACCAUAGUUUUGGUCUUAGCCUGUUAAGACAUCUUGACAUUUUUUUAAAAUACUUGAUUUUAAAACUUAAUGAAAUCAAACAAAACAUUACACCUGAGCAUGAGAAACUGCUGAGAGAGAGAGAGAGGAAGGAGUUAAAGUGUACAGAGACUGUGUGUGUGUGUGUGUGUGUGUGUGUGUGUGUGUGUGUGUGUGUGUGUGUGUGUGUGUGUGUGUGUGUGUGUGUGUGUGUGUGUCUGGAGAAAGUGAGUACAAAAACACAUGCUCCUGGGAAAGUGCUGAAAUAUUAUCUCACUAAAUCAUAACAUUUGGUCAUUAACUAUAAAUACUCUGUGCAGUCAGUCUGCAGCACCGUGUACCCACAAUGCACCUCAGCAGCACCACAAGUUUCCAUGGAAGGGUUUAAAGGUUUUAGGAGGGCGGCUGGUGUUUCAGUCACAGCAAGGAAACUCUGUGACGCCUGCAGGUCAGCGAGAUGAAUGCUGCAGCUCAUGCUGACAACAUGGAAAGUCAAAAAAUUAUAUUAUCAUCAUCAUUAUUAUUGUAUUUAUCAUUAUUAUUUUUUAACACAGGAAAAAAAAUAAAUAAAUCUUCUUUAAAAUCCUUCAAAUCUUCAUGUUAUUUUUCCUACUUACACAGAAGACCUACCAAAGAAUAUUCCCCAUUUAAAUACAUCUUUAGAUUAAAAAACAAACAAAAAAGAGGUUAGGUUGUUAAAAUUCACUACUCACAACCUACCUGAGCUACAGUUUAGUUUAACUCUGGGUAAGUUAAACCUUGAGUGAGUCAAACUCAGUGUAAGAAUAUGUAUAUAUUUUGGCAGCAUGGACCUGUAGAUUUUCAAGAGAUGAAGCAGCAAAACAAACUAACCAAUAAAAGAAUAAUGUAUUUGGUCAUCUGGUUCUAGCAAACGUAAACUACAUGUAAGGCCUCAGGUGAUAUGAUCAAGUGUACAUGAAGGGAAUAUAGGGAGAGAUAGAGACAAAGGAGCGAGAGGAGGAGAUAAUAAAGAAGACAGAGGAGGAGAUAAUGAAGGAGAAAGGGAAGGGGAUAAUAAUGGAGGCAACGGAGAUAAUAGAGGAGUCAGAGGAGGAGAUAAUUAAGACGAGAUGAUAUAGGAGUCGGAGAAGAUAAUAUAGAAGAAAGGAUGAGACAAUGAAGGAACAAAGGAGGAGAUAACAGGAGGAGAUAGUAGCAGAUUUAGGCUACAGGGAAGGAGAUAAUGGAGAAAACAGGAGGAGAUAAUGGAGGAAACAGAGUAGGAGAUAGUGGGGAAAAGAGGAGGAGAUAACAGAAGGAGAAACAGCAGGAGGAGAUAAUGGAAAAAACAGAAGAGGUGACAGGAAAGAAGUUUAUGGAGAAAACAGAGGAGACGAUAAUAGAGAGAAAACAGAAGGAGAUAAUGGAGGAAACAGAAGAGAAGAUAAUGGAGGAAACAGAAGAGGUGAUAAGAAAGAAGAUAAUGGAGGAAACAGAGGAGGAGGUAAUGGGGGAACAGAGGAGAAGAUGAAGGAGGAAACCGAGAAGGAAAUAAUGGAGGAAACAGAGAAGGAGAUAAUGGAGGAAACAGAGGGCGUGACAGGGAAGGAGAUAAUGGAGAAAAAAGGAGGAGAUAAUGGAGGAAACAGAAAAGGAGUAAAUGAGGGGAACGGAGAAGGAGGUAAUGGCGGAGACAGAGAAGGAGAUAACAGAGGAAACAAAAGAGGUGACAGGAAAUUAGUUAAAGGAGAGAACAGGAGGAGAUAAUGGAGGGAACAGAGGAGGUGACAAAAAGAGGAGGAGAGAAUGGAGGAAACAAAGAAUGUGACAGGGAAGGAGAUCAUGGAGAGAACAGAGGAGGAGUUAAUAGAGGAGAGAGAGGGGGUGACAUGAAAGAAGAUCACUGAGAAAACAGGAGAUAAUGGAGGAAACAGGGGGAGAUAAUGGGGGAACAGAGGAGGAGAUACUGGAGGAGACAGAGGAGGUGACAAAGGAGGAAACAGGAGGUAACAGGGAAGGAGAUAAUGGAAGAAACUGAAGAGGAGAUUUUGGAGGAAACAGAGAAGGAGAUAAUGGAGCAAACAGGGGUGGUGACAGAGGAGGAGAUAGUAGAGGAGACAGAGGAUGACAUAAUGGAGGAGACAGAGGAGGUGACAGGGAAGGAGAUAACAGAGGAGAGAGAAGAGAACAGAGGAGGAGAUAAAAUAAUAAACUGCUGGUGUCUUUGUGCAGGACUGAUGUUAAAAACUUGUUAAAUCUAGGAAUGAUAAAGCUGCUCUGGGGACCGCUCCCAGCUGAGUCUGAUGUUUUAUUGUUGUUAAGGUUUUGUCAAACUUUAAACUUAUGCUCAUGCAGAAGUACAGAAAUACCUGAGCCUGUGGUCUAAGCUGUCUGUUCGACAGACAGGUUUGAAGUAGGCUGAAAGGGACAGUCAGACCUCUUCAGAAACCAAGACCAGACAACAAAUCCAACACAACACUACAACUCUUCCUCUGUUCUUCUUCUUUAGCAGAUUACAUUUAUAUGUUUCACUUCUUUUGUUUGUUUUUAUCUCUUUUUCCCUCUCGUCUUUUGAUUUCCUUACUUCUUUCCCUCCCUCUCUCCUACCCUGCCUCCUGUUCUCCCCCUUGUCUAUUUUUCCUCUUCCCUGGCAGUCCCCCCCCCCCCCCCCUUUCUCUGACAGGAUGAUGGGUAUGUGCACACAGUGUGCCCAGAUGUACCCAGAUGUGUGAGAUUAAGCCCCAGAUUUAUUCCAGCUUUUAGAAACAGCUGAUGAUGUGGAACGGAGACUCUCUGCACUCCAGAGCUUUCCACCUCAGACUCGGCAAGCAGUUGAAAUUCAGAGUUAACAUUUUUAUUGUGUUCCUGUUUGACCCCUUAACAAUCAUCUGCUCCUGUCCCUGUGUUGUGCAGGUGGGUUUUCAAUGGGUGGGGCCAUGGCUCUACACCUGGUGUGUCGGCACCAUCCUGAUGUGGGCGGGGUUUUUGCUCUGUCAAGUUUCCUCAACAGAGACUCUGUAGCAUUUCAGGUAAAUAGGCUGAUUUCUGACCAAUUAGCAGCAGGUAGAAAUGAAAAAACAGACGUUACUCUGUGUUUGUCUCAGUAUUGAUCACCUCAUUAAAGCUGAUAUUGAUUCUGGAGGUCAAAGGUCAGGAAAUGUCUUUAAUAUACAAAUUCUUACAUACAUUUUUAAACUAAACAAAGAAAUUAUCGAUAUUUCAUAGACCUGCAUAACAAACAGAUCAGUCAUAGAGCCAAAUCCAUCCAGCCAGCAUAUCAUUGAUCAGUAUUGAUCAAAUUUAGUCUCUUUGAUCAGUAUUGAUCAGCCUCUGUAUUGUUUAGUAUUGGUCAGAUGUGUGAUGUCUGUGGGUCUUGAAGGCUGUGGAGGAGCGUCAGCAGGCAGGCCUCCCCCUCCCCCGUCUGUUCCAGUGUCAUGGCGACAGUGAUGAACUCGUUCUUCAUCGCUGGGGGGCAGAGACGUCUGAGCGGCUGAUGAAGAGUGGCUUGUCUUCCUCCUUUCAUACAUUCUCAGGUCUAAACCACCAACUGAAUCGGCCAGAACUCGAGCUCCUGAGAGAGUGGAUCCUCACCCAACUCCCCCCAGAAACCUCCACCCCCUCAUCAUGA
Molecule: messenger RNA, 59153 nt
Organism: Xyrichtys novacula (pearly razorfish)
Lineage: Eukaryota; Metazoa; Chordata; Actinopteri; Labriformes; Labridae
Source: the annotation of a GenBank genome assembly